AGGAGUCCUCAAAAGACAGUUAAUACACCUGGUGAUUUGGGUAAGCCCCAAGGAACAGGGGCCCAUGCUUCCAGAAACGUUCUAAUAAAUAUGAAGUUAUUAUUGGUCGGCAUUUGUAGUUAUGAUUGUUUUGGCAGUGAACACAUAACUGAAAGACAGCUUUAUAAGUUUGGGGGCACGGUUGGCUUUGUGGUUAAAAUUUUUGCCCCAUGCACAAAGCUUUGCAGCUCCCCCCAGCUCAGCAGAGUCAGUGUAAGGGUUGGGUAGAUAGGCAAUAAUCAUAUUGUGAUGAGCAAAUUGUACUUUUUCUUUUAAAAAAGUACCAUGUAAAUGUUCCAAGAUGAUAAAUGGCUUAAUACUUGGUGUAAUCCAGUGAAUGUAAGAUCGUAAAAUAAUGCCCUCUGAGCUGUGUUAUGUGUGGUGCUGUCCAUGGUGCUGAUGUCCUUGUUAGUGACUUUGGGCUCUAUUUUCGUGUACGCCGGUGAGGCAGCGGAUACAAACAUUGUAGUCUAUUUUUCAUUUUACAUUUGUUUUAGCCAGUAUUGAACUGUCAUUCAUCAGGUGGAUAAACACGACCCUAUAUGAAUGCUACUUUCACUGUAUUUGGUUUCUGGAAAUGUAAAUUGACAACUUGGUUCAGUAAUCCAUCACCAGAACAACUUUAUAGGUGAUAAUAUGUCAAUAAAAGACGAUAAAUUGAUAUAAAAAACGUGAAAAUCCCUCAAAAAUCUAAUCUAAUAUCAAUGAGCAAAUCAAAAAAACUCAAGUCCUUUCUUUUUACUGGAGUCACAUGGGCAUUUGCAAUCUUCACAGGUCUGUAUAAGGAUUGGAUCAGACAGCUGCAGCUUAUUAGAGCACCCCAGCAGCUAUUUGCAGCUAGCCCAUCCUAAAAGUAGGAAUAAGGAACUCAUUAUUUCAGUUCUGUGAUCCUUACACUGGAUUCUCGUGAGUCAGGAGAUAGAGUAUUGUAGAUACUAAUGUCGGCUUCUGAGGCACUGAAUGAAUAAUCUGCUGCACCGAGAAGUGUCCAGGCUGCUCAGAUUUUUAUGGAAUAAUCUACUUAAUGUUCCUGGAGUCAAAACUAAACAUAGCAAAGGAGCAUUCAAUUUUUAAAGAGCAGAUAUCUGGAGCUCUCUAACCCUGAGAAACCUGGAGGUCUGCUCCAUCUUUCACUUCAUUUAUUUUAAACCCCAGUUUUUACAUCUCUGUGAAAUUGCCUUGUUUCUAAAUCAAAUAUCAGCUCUUAAUGCCCUUUAUUAUGUGAACCACUUUGGGCAAUAUUGGUUUAAAAGGCGCUUUACAACUAGGGAUUCCUGCAGGAAUAUUUGGAGAGCUUGUUGUUGUCAAGCUUUCUUAACACAUCCCUCUCUCUUACAGCGUGUACAUAUGAUUGCUUCAUUGCAUUGGAGGAGGAAAUGCUCUAAGAAUCAGGAGAUGAGAUUUUCUUCCUCCUGUGAGGAGGUGAAUAAAAUGAUUUUGCCCACUUUUUGGAUCAAUUCCAGUUCCAGGGUUCUGAUGAAUUGGAACACACAUUUUUAAGCACACGCACACAAACACACACACAAGCACAUGGAGGAAUAAAUGUGUUUAAGCAGUGCAGCUUGAUGUGAGAAAGUGUUGGCUUCAUGUGUGUGACUGUUGUGUGUGUCGUGCUUGGCAACAGAGGCUGACAAAUUAGCCUUUAAUAAGGCGAGGUAAUGAGCAAAUUGAAGCUCUGCCAUAAUUCUCCCGCAUCUGUCUGAUCUGCAAAGCAAUGUUCUGCUCGGGCUGGAAAAUCAGCACAGCUCACACAGUUACUGCAGCAAUGUCCCCCCAAUAUCAGAUUUCGCUGAGAAGUAAGCGAACCUUCUGAAAUUACCAAGGUAAGGCAUCACUUCACUGCACACAACACCGCAGGAGAAAAAGCAGAGUCUGCACUUCUGGCCCUGUUAAGAGUCAGGUAUUGUUAUGGAAAUGAGAACUUAAUGUAUGUCACUUGCAGAGCAACAGAAAUGAGAAUGGAUCUCCUUUUCCUGGGGGGCAAUAGAGAAAAAGGCCAAAUGAUAAUCACACCUUAAAAUACUACCAUUUGGCACAGAUUUCACUCUGUACAAAGACUUCAGACGUCCCAUGAAAGAUCCAAAUAUAUUCACUCAAAUAGUUUUAGCUAUCUUGCAUGUUUUAGAGGGGAACUUUGAUAUUUUUCAACCUGGGCCCUAUUUUCUCCUGUGUUCAGUAUUGAGGGAGAGCAGAACAGCUGGCAGCCACAAAAUGAGUUAAAAUGUCUUCUGACCGGGCAAUAAUGCAUUUGUCAAACUGUGUCCACUACAAGUGCUUUAUUUUAGACAGGCUCAGAUUGUUAAUAAGGCCCUGCUUGAAAAAAAAAGUUCCCCUUCAAGCUAGUUUCUAGUUGGUAGGAUUUGUAAGACUGAUGUGAGAUGAAGUUUAGACGAAGGGAAAGCCUCUAGAUAUAAGAGGGCAAGCCACUGAAGAGGUGCUUUAAACCCAACAGGGGACAACUCUGCUGGCUGCACAUCCACUUAUGUAUGUCCCCUUAUGUAGUCACUUGACUUUGGGAAACAACAUCACUUGACCAGCACUCUUCCAAUAUAACUAAACAGAAUACAAUUGAAAAUAUCUUCAUCUUUAAAUUAAAGGAUGCAGGUUAUCCAACAAUAAUUUUCAAUCUUGUCUGAUCACUUAAAGACAGUAAAGAGUUUAAAAACUUUGCACGAAAGUGAUUUAAAAUAUGGUGAUAUGUUUUUACCAUUUCUGGCUCUUUGCAUAAAAGCAAAAACAAGCCAAAUUGACAUCAAACUUAAUUCAGCAGAUAAUUUGAAACAAUUUAUAUCUCCCACUCUUUUCUAACAGGGACACAUUUAUGUUCCCUCGCUCUCAUCUCUUCUACAAGCCUCUUCUCGUCUUGUAUUUCAUCUGCUCAAGGUGCAUUCAAGGGGGCUGAAAGAUCCCCAGUCAUGGAGGGGGAAUAAUUUUCAGGUCACUGGAGGCGAUGAUUUAAGGAAGCAUUAGUUUGCAUAAUGAAAGGCGUGCUAUGUUCGUUUGAUGUGCACCCACGUGUUUCAGCUCCUUCUACUCACUAAGGCAAGAUUUUAGCUUCACUUUCAUUGACAAACUAUCAUUUUGAGAAGGAGAGAAAGUUUUUCUGUUUGGUUUUAUUUUCACAAACUUGUAAGUGGACUUUUCUUGUUAAAUAUUCAAAGUCCAAGGUAUAUAAUGAUAAUAAAAAAACUGUUGCAAUAUACCUGUUUUUAAGUUAAUAUUUUUGUUCAUGAUUGGUAGGAUUCCUAAUAAAGACUUUUUUUUUCAAAUCUGAUAAUGGUAGACAGAAUGAUUUAGGAAGUGCACAGGUUGAUCUGGGGAACUUUGGAUCUUGGCAAUAUUUUUUAUCAUUUUGAAUUUAUAGAUCUGCUGAAUUUAAAAAGAUCUGCUCAACUUAUAGGAGCCAUAGGGAUAUAAGUGGAGAUUUCUCCUUGAGGGCUCUGCCAGCUGGGUAGCAUAUUAGCCACUCCAGCUGCACUGUGGAGUCUGGGAUUUUGUCAUUCAGCCACGUUUCUGUGAAAACAAAAACACAGCAGUUGCUCACCUCACACUGGGCAGACCUUAGCAGUCAUACGUGAUCCACUCCUGCCAAUGUCUAAUAAAAACUGGCAGCUGCACUUGUGUUCACAGAUAGACAAGACGAACAUUUUAAACUUUCAAGCAAAAAAACAGUCAUUCGUAGAUGAAAACACCAGUGGACCUUCUAAUUGGUUACCACUGUAACAUGCCUUCACAACACAACUUUGUAACCUCUCAAGUUUCAUUUGAAGGCAGCAUGAAACUUGACCUAAUCUGAAAAAGAGGAGGCACUGUGUAGAUUCUUUAUAUUGGAAAAUACAAGAACAAUUAUUAUAUUUUUGUUGUCUUUUCUCCAUGUCCUGAUUCUCCUUGUCUUGUUUUCUCCUCUGUUUUCUUUGAUACCAGCCCUCUUCUCAGAGCAGUGACAUUCAGGGUAUGAAGAAAAUCAAGAUUCACCACUUUGAUUCUCACGCCUGUCAGCAUAAUGAUCAAGCAGAGGAGUCUCAAAAUGUCUGAGCUUUUUCUGCUGCAAAUGAGCCGCAAGACUUGAGAGGUAGAGAGGUUUCUAAUGGAAACAAGCAUCCAGUGAAGGACAUCUUAAUUUCAGCAAAACAGCAGUGAGGCAUUUGUUACAGCAACCCAGAGGACCACCUUGCAUUGUGCUGACCCUGGAUGAUUAACCUACCUGUCUGAGCCCCAAUCUGUUCUCCCAACCAUGUUCAGUAUCCACACUUCUUCCCAAUUUUCUUAUCUAAUCUUGAUUAAAACUUUAGGAAAUGUUUGGCACUACUUUUUUCUUAGAGGAUAACAAGGACCAGCUCAUGGGCUGUUAUAAGGUACCAUCUGAGAGACCGUUGCAAGUGAUGAGACUCCCACAGAAACACUGCAUUUGCACAGCAUUUACAUGCGUUUGCAGCGAGCCACCAAGGGAUUAGAACGCCAUUACGGCCCUUAAUGAUUUCACCAGAAGCCUCUUUCUGAGUAAAGGAUAGAGAGGGGGAAAUGGAGGGCGCGGUAAUCAAGCAGUAACACUGUUUACACUGAGAUGUUGAGGAUGCUGUACAAACUUAGCAAGUGAACCAUGUGAAUUGCUCAACCAGCACAUGUUCCAGAAACGUGACAUGCUCUAUAUAGUGCUCUUCCUCAAGGUCCUCAGGCUAAAUGCUAUAGGUCAACCUACAUUUCUUUCAUGUAUAGCAUAUGUUGAGUCCCUAAUGGAAUAUAUGCAGCUGCAAAUUAGCAACCAACCUGGGUGUUUGCUGUUUGGAGAUUUUUCUUACAUCAACUGUGAAGCAGCGACAGAAACUUUGUAUUUUUACCAAAUGUUCAUCCAGUUGUGAGAAAACCUUUGAGCUAUCCUUAACAUUACCAAAAUCUAUAAAAACAUGACAUGACACGAAUUUUCAAGACAACAUUAGUGCUCCCAAGAGGAUGAACCCUUUUCAUCUGAACUAUUCCCAAGACCACUACUGGGGUAACCCAAACCCUAUGGCAGCUUGAAAAGUAGACACAAUGUGAAAUUAAAUGCCACAGGAAAUGCUGUUUUUUUACAACGUCACAUUUUUGCUGGAAGUGAUUCUCAUGUAUGUUUUAGUGAAGAGUGCUGAUCAGCCAUAACAUAAUGACCACCUGUUUGAUAUCACCCCCUUCAUCAGCUCAGGACCAAAAAAGUCCUGACAUGUUGAGACAUGGAUUCCACUUGACCUCUCAGUGUUUUGUAGUAUAGUGAUGGGCACAGCAGUUCUUUUAGAUGUACUGAAUCACUAGAAUCAGUUCAUUAAAAAGAUUCUUUCAAUAGAUUCAUUCACUGAAACAUUCAGCGCAUGGCGGGAGGAGCCUGCGACUCCGACUUUCUGAACUGAUAUACAGCUGAAUGAAUCAGGAUUCAGUUUAGAUCAUAUUCUCCCUCCGCCACUCCUGUCAAGAGCUUGCUACAGCCAGUGAGUCUCACUCUCUCCUCAUUACUUCCAGCCUAAUGUUUCAAGUUUUUUUUAAUUGGGACUCAAUCUGUUAAAACAAUGGGGAGCAACUGUCGCCAUGAAAGUGUAUCCCUCGGACGAAAAUGAUUCCAGAGAGUGUAGUUCACCAUGUGAUUCGUUCACCAAGUGAUUCAGGCGUCGGCACAAGCAGUCCCUGGCUCGCUGGCUGCUCACCUAGCAAUGCUACAUGCUAUGUCAGCUGCGCUGCUUACAGCUCAACUGCUGUGAGAAAUGAACAAGUCACUUGAGGAAGUGAUUCAGUUCAGUACGUUCACUUUAAAGAUUUGGUUCUUUUGAAUGAAUCAUUGGCUAAAGACACAAAACUACUGUAGUAUCUGGCAUGAAGACUGAAGCAGCUGUUCCCCCAAGUCCAGGAGGUGUGAAGUAGGGCUUUUGUAGACUGCGACUAAUUUCCUGUACAUCCCAUAGAUGUUUGAUUGGGUUGAAACACUUUAAAAACACUGUUCACUGGUUUGUCUUCCUAUGACCACUUCUGCUAAGCACUACCCACUGCAGACUGGUAACAGUGACAAGUUAUGACGUCUAACCACAACCAUCUUGGUCUUUGUCGAAGUUACUCAGAUUCGUACAUUCUCCCAUUUUUCUGGACUUGUUCCCCUGCAGGUCUUCUGUGGAGGUAAUCACUGAUAUUCACUCUAUCUGUCACUGGUAGAUUAAGGGCAGAUUGGUGUAUUCAGGCAAGUGGGAACAUGUGCAAAUGCCAAAACAAGUAAACAAAUUCUUUUGUGACUGGUUGCAGCUGCUGACAGGUGGUGCAGGGGGUGAAUAAGCAUUACCUUUUUCCUCCAAAUGUCUGAUGAAUGAACACAUGAUUAUCUGGAUCAGUGAAACUAUAAGAAAGACAUUUUUCCAUGAAAAGUUCAAACAUCAGAUGGUGUUAACUCUGCACAAGCUUGUAAUCAUGUUGAGAUUGUCCUCAUGGCUAUUUUUAUUUACUGUAAGUCAUCAUUUUCACCAAUAAUAACACGUGCAAAAAUACAACAGAGAGCAAAAAUCAGUAAAAUGUCAGGACUUAUGAAGGAGAAUUAUUUUACAUAUUGUUACUGUUAAAAAAAAAAAAAAUACAUUUGGCAGCUUCUAUGGGUCACUAACGGUAAUCUGCAAGUGCGUUUAAAUGGAUAAUUAUGUUGAUGAAUACAUAGGUAAUUGAGGGACUCGUGGUUAUAAAAUUUGAUUGGUUGUGAAAUACUUUUCAAUUCUUUAUUAUUCAAUCACUUUAAAAACAUCUACAAAAGCUCUGGCGUUGGAUUACAUACAAAAACUAGAUCAUAAGUACAAAACAAGAUAAACUAAACAUGUCCCCAAAUGACCUACAGCCAGUCAAAUGAAAAAAGUGUAGCUUCCCCAUCUCUGAAUCCCUCUUCUUGCUUUGCUGUGACUCUCUUUUCUAGUUCUUUGACUGUGAUUAACAUCUAUGUACUGGAGCUACAAUGUCACAAUAUUUGAGUGCAUAUCGCUGAAUAUUAAUCAAUUAAUUGUAGCCUCAGAAAUCCCAUUUUCGACGAAAACUGACUCUUUUAUGUUUUGAAAUAAAAGGUUCAUAUCAGCCACAUACAGACAGACUAGGAUGCUUAUCUGUUUCACUUUGAGACUCACUUAUUCAGUGUAUUCAUUUAGAGCUUGUCCAUUUCCUCUGAUGGAUGUUGGCGUGACAGAAAGAGACCAGAUAAGAGACCAGACUGAAAGCUUUUCUGGAAAGCAGAUCCAGGGUCAGGCCUCUGAUGCUUUAAAGGUUAUGUUGUCUAUUUGACUAGAUUAUUGAAUAUCUCCUCUGCAGUUGUAUCCUUCUGAUAGGGCAGAUGGGAAAUAUUUCGGUCAAAUGCCAUUAGUGCUGGGAUCUCACUAAUUGUGGUUGGCUUGGUCCUGAAAUAGGAGAAUCAGAAAACCAUUCAAGUGCUCCUAGAAAUCAUAAGGGAGGUGCUAAAAUGUGCAUCUUUAUAAAAACUGUCUUUUUGGGCUCACUAAAUAAGUCUUAAUAAAUGGAUCCUGACGUUAUGUGCAUUAAGUGCACUGCAAAGUGUAUUCCUGAGGGUGCAAAUCACAAAAAUUAUGGUUUUUGAAGCCAGGGUGGAAAGUGACAAAAAAGGGAGAGGAGGGAGGAUGAAAGAGGCGACAGGGGGAAGGUGGCGGCUGAGUGGAAGGGGUGGGGGUGGUGAAUUUGUUAUGUUUGCUAUUGCCUAUUGCCUAAUCCCCGGCAGAAUCACACAGAAACACCAUCUGUCACCAUUCACAUUCGGUGUCAGCUACAUGGACUAGACUGCUGAGUAUAAUGGUGGUUUUCUUGUUAAACUGGCGGGUAUUGGUUAGGAAUACUGGGGUGAUGGGGGGUUAGGACACCUCCUACUGCCUGAGGUCUGUUCAGAGCGUACGGGGUCUGUCUCUCAAGCCUGGGAGGAGGAUGAGGGGCGGGGGAGGUGGGGGGUUCUGAUUUGCCGAGCAGCAUCAGCAGCACUCUGAUGGUUUGGUGCGCUCAGAGAGAGGGAAUGGGGAGGGUGCAGAGGGAGAGACGGAGAGAAACACAGUGAUGCGGUGACACAUGGCUGACUGUACUGCCUGCACGCUCUGACUGCGGCUCCGACUUUCCAUUCAUCAGGAAACAGGAGAGGUUGGACAUAGGGGGGUAUGCUGAGAGAAGCUGCUGGGAAGCUGGAGGCUGCUGCAACGACUGACCAGGAUCAAGUGCAAACAAACAAGCUCUGAAGACACCGGGGACAAUACAGACUGCUGCUCGGAUAGCUUGCUGAUCACACUGCCUCUUGGUAAGACAGAUUCUGGCUCCACCUGUCACUACCUGCAGUGUUGUUGCUUGAGCUGCUCAUGUAAUGGUCCAUCAAUCACAGUGCAGCAACAAUUGUUUCCAUUGAGGCAUUUCCAUCUGCAAGUCACUGUGCUUACUCUACCUUUGCAUUUUGUUCUUUACAUAUCACAAAACAAAAGGAUUUCUAAAAAUGUUCAUUUUUGGGUUGGAUUAAAAUGCUUUGUAUUGAUUUAGACUGCUAAUCUUAACCAUUUUAUGGGCCUGUGUGGACAGCUAGCCUACUCAAGGUGACAUUCAUUAUGUGAAGUUUGGAACAUUUUGUGUUAAACUUUAUACCUAAAUCAGAUAAUAAGCUACAGCUGUGUAAAUUUAUCAAAAAAUUGCUUUUAACAAGUUUUAACAAAGCAAACUUUUCUUUUUUUAUUCAGUUAGACUGAAUAAGUGACAUAACCACAACCCUAACCAUUUUUGUUGUUGAAUGGCAAUUUGUCCCUCACUGAUAUUGACAUGAGUAAAUCAGAAACAUUAAGAUUAUUUUAGUGUUAUACUUCAAACUUUUUAUGUAAAUGUUGCAAAUACAUCAAAAAGAUGUACAGGUUAACAUUGUUUCAAAAUAAAAGUAGAUAUAGCUCAUAAUGCCAUUACUGUUGUAAAUCAAUUUCAUGCCAAACUUUCGCUUUGUACGAAUAACUGACAAUCUGCAAUUCUUAUCCUUUUGUUAAGAUGUCUAAAAUUUCAGUAACAUUUUUAUUUGUCAUUUUUUAACGUUAUUAGUCGAAUAAUAUGCCAUAAACUAUGCCUACUAUGCCUAUGCCUUUUAAAAAUGCGUAUUCAUACUCGUCUUUCCUACUCUAAAAUUACAUUAUUGGUGUAUAUAUUUAAUUUUGUAUGAUAUGCUACGAGCGUUAUUUUCUGACACGCGGUUUCUCUUUCAAUGUUAUGGCCGUUGACUGAAGUGCCUGAAGAUUUUUAUCCCUUCCGAGCCGCCGUAGCGAUGGGAGAUAACAUGUCAAAGCGGCUGAAGCUGAUCUCGGCUACAGAGGCGGAGAUGGAGGAGCGCUCUUUCCCAAACCCAUACCCCGACCUGGAGCAAGGAGUCCUCACCUCCAACUCAGGAGCAGAUGUGGAUUACAAUGAGCCCUUUGAUGCCGAUGGCAAGGUGAGCUGUUUUGCUUUUACAGUAUAUUUUUAAUAACUUCCUUUCGUGCUAAUAAAUAGAGCUAACUUGGCCCAGUAUUGCACUUUAUGUCGCAGUAUCCGUCACUAUUUGAAUUGUGCGUACCUAUUAAGUAAUUCGGGUGUAUGUAUGAUGUUUUAGUGGUAUUUCUGUAGGUGGUGGGCUAAGCCUAACCGAGCUUUGCAGCAUUAUCAGGACACUGGUUGGACUAUCCCUCACUCUCACUUGCUGCUAAAGCAUGUAAGUAGAGAGUACUAGUGUUUGGUAUAGUAGUCAAGUCCACCAACAGGAGGGGGGCAUUCGUCCCGGUCCCUGGGUCGGGGGGCAGAACUGGGCUCUCUGACUACUGGGAGAUGUUCAAAAUGUAUUCGAAUAGAUUCUCAAAUAAACAUCCUCUUUUUUGUUUAUAGUUUUCAUUAAAAUAGCGGUCAAAAACAAUGUGCUCCAUCUCAACGUCCCCCCCUGUAAAAAUGGUAUGGCCUAUCAUGUACCCUAUUCAUGGUCCACGUUAACACAAGCAAAACAAACAACAAACACAAUAAAUACACGAUUCAAUCAAAUUAAUUAAAAAAAGAAAUCAGAAACUAGAGACUGAGGAAUUGAGGAAACACUAUCAUGAGUUCAUGAGGAAACACUAGAGGUAAACUUGAUAAAACCUGAGAGGAAAAACAAAAAUAAAACUACUGCUUGACAACACCUACAAAUCAGCUAAGAAAUAAUCAAAUUAAUAUAAGACAUACAGUUGAUAAAAAUGACAAAUUCAUAACAAAUGGUUAAAAGCCAGAUUAAAAAGGCAAAGCUUGACUCAGUUCUCUCUUUGGUCUUUAAGGUCCUUUCACACCAGGACCGUUUUUAUCUGCGAUUAUUUCGGAUGUCAAUAUUUGUUUUUCGAACCCGUAUCCUGUUAAUACAAGCGUUCACAUCAGCAACAUUUUCCUGUUCUGCGAUAUUGCGGCGUUUAUUUUUUCAGAUCAUGGUCAAUUUUUCUAAAGUUUUGCAUACUGUGUGUCCACUUUUGACCAAUCAGAUUGCGUGUUUUUGCAACGUCAGAUUCACCAGAUCCAACAUGGCCGACCAGCUGAUUGUGUAUAAUUGUUCACACACACUACACAAAGAUAACGACCUGAAGGACAACUUGUGGAGAGUCAUAGCGUCAGAUUUCUGAUAUGACGAUGGUUUGUGUGCUUUAACAGUUUGCCAAACGUCUUUGUUUUAACUUUCAUCUGUGCUAUCGUAAGCUAACGGUUGUUACAUCUUCUGCAGAUAUAGACAGCACACUGCAUUCUCCAGUCUGCUCAUAGGUAAGGUAAUGUGACCUUACCUCUGAGCAGACUGGUAGUGUGAUCUGAACAUAAUGUACAAGCCACACUUCAGGGAUUUUUGAAAAGCAAUAUCAUGUUUCCAGUUUUAGAAAACAUUGCAGUGGUGUCCUCGCAGCCUCAGAUUUAGCUCACUGAGAGAUGAAAAUAUAUCUGCCAGAUAUUACAGCGUUAGAAGAAGCAAGUCAUUGAGAACAAAUGAGUGUAAAGAGUAACCCUGUUAACAGAUUAGGGCUGCAACUAAUGACCAUAUUAAUAGUCGACUAGCCAACGACUAUUGAACCCAUUAGUCAACUAAUCAGAUAAUUAUGAAUUUUUUCUUAAAUUUAACACGAGGUUGCUUUAAUGAAGUGGCAAUGAUUUUAAACGCAAGAAUUAAGGUCCUUACACAGGAGGAAUGACGCAAAUAUACGUUGCGAAAUUACGAAAUAUUUGGAGGCGAAUUUUGGGUGUCUGACUGUACACAUGAAGUGCAAUGCGAUUUUGCGACUUUCCGGGGGUAAAAGAUGCGUCCCGGGUGGAAGCGAGAAGACUGACACAACAGCAGACUGACUGUUUUUCAUUUCUGAUUAGACACUAGUGUUGAGAUGUCUGUCUGUCAUGAUAGCAUGCACUGAGUCGGGGCCAGUACCAGAUAAGCACAUUAAACUAUAAUCCAUGAACGUUAAGGAACACCUGAGACCUAAUGGUGCUGUGACAGCAACAAGAUUGAGUUUGAAACAGUAAAAAAUAUAUAAGGUAUGUUGAAUCUAAACAGGUCCAACUCGCUAUCUGAUUGGUCAGGUGUGGACACACAGUAUGCGAAACUUUAGAAAAUUUGAACGUGAUAUGAAAAAUAAUGCCGCAAUAUCGCAGGACGGGAAAAUGUUGCUUAUGUGAACGCUUGUAUUGACAGGAUACGGGUUCGAAAAAAAAUAUUGACGUCCGAAAUAAUCGCACGAAAAAACACUCCCGGUGUGUUAGGACCUUUAGGCUAAAGUGCUCCCAAACUUUUUAAGUGUAAACUAGCUGCUGUAUGGGACGGCGGCACUGCCAUGUUUGAAUACCCUACCGCUCGGCUGAGAUGUUAUUGCGCAUGUGUGACUCUAGGCAGAGAUUAUAAUGAAGUAAGAUGCCUCAUUCCACUGGAAAAAAACACGUCUGACGACAAUUGUCAACAAUGCAAUAAUUGUCGACUUUUUUCAUUAUCCAUGUUUUAUCAACAACGUCAACUAAUCGUUGCAACCCUAUAACAGGCAACUCCAAAUCUAUCCAUAGUUGUCAUGGUUACAUCAACUGUUGAGACACUGAAAUUGUCCUCUCAAAUGAAUCUUUGAUUUAUGUUUUUAUUACAAAGUCCAAAUAUACUCAGACAUUCACAGUAGGCUUCAAUAAAAGCUGGAGGUAUUUGUGGGUGUCAGUUGACAGGGCUGCCAAUGCUGGCAGCAUAAAAGCAUCAAACACACAGCAUUACUGAUUUCUAAAACUGUGCUGCGUCAUCCACACAGCCAGAGACAUUGCAUAUUGUGCUGACAGCGAUUUUUUUGUCAAAUUCUGCCACAUUUUGAACUGUGUCUGUCUCCUCUCUGCCAUGAUUACUUCCUUGACUUCUUUGUUGUCUUUGCGCCGACUGUCUCUCACCACAUGUCACUUUAUUCAUUCGACAAGUCACUUGAAACUAGAUAGGAGGCGUUGAUAAGGGAUCUGGUAAAGCAUCAAGGCAGAUUAUGUCAAUAGCAUGCAAAGUUGAAUCCGGUUCUCAGCUGGAUUUACUUGUAAGUUCCACUUGCAUGUGUUUAGUUAUAUUUGGUGGUAUGGCUCCAUUCUAAAAGCUCCUUCACUUUAAAUUAACAACACACCUUUGAAGCUACUACCAGCCAUUACCAAUAAUCAAUAAUUUGAUUAUCAUUGAACACAUAUAAAACACACACACAAACAUAAAUCACACAAUUUCAUAUUUUUAACCUAAUCUGAAGUUCAUCUAUGUAAUAUUUUGACACGUUGAUAUAACAUGUUUCAAAGGCAUCCGCCUAAUGUGAACAUUAAAGAUCACAAGAUGGAUUAAAAUUGGGAUUUCUACCAAUGAGUAAUAUUUUCUAUGAAUGCUGCACUUACACAAACUCUUCUCGUGGUCAGGAACAGGUGUAGAUUUUGUUGGUAGCUAUAAACAAACCAGAACUACUAAGAUACUGAUGAAUGCUGGUUUGCCUGUAAAUUUUGUACUCCUCACAGUUUACACACAAAUUCCUGCUCACACUUCAUGAAUGAGACCCUUUGUGUUAACCUGAGUUAACCCAAUUAUCAAAAGUGUUGCUUUUAUUUACAGUGCUCAGCAUAAAUGAGUACACCCCUUCAGAGUUGUCGGAAAACCUUGAAUUUCCUUUUAAAAUCAACAUUUUCUAUGUCAGAUUAUACAACAAAAUACUCCCUCAAAUGUAGGUCAUUGAUUGCAAAAAUGAGUACACCCCAAUCAAAGUUCUGGGAGCAAAGCUAAAUUACCAAAUCACCCAUAUUUUCAUCUUAUGGUAAAUAAAAUGUUAUGUUAAACUCAGCCUUGUCAAAACUUUGGAAAUUGUACUUUUGCUCAUCUAGAUAUUGAGUGAUACAUUACUUUUAAUGGAGGGGGUGUACUGACUUAUGCUGGGCUCUGUACAUGUUUUAUUAACAUCACAUAGGAAAUUUGUAUUUGUCCCGAGUCUCAAAGGAUACUACAGCGCAAACACAAGUAGUGCAUGUAUUUGUACAUGAAUCAUGGCCCCAUAGGGUGAAUAACUAUUUGUGAUCUGUGUAUAAUGCUCUGUUGUGUUCGGCUUCAUGCGGUGCUUUCAUUUUUGACACUCUCUCGUUCUCCUCCCUGGCUUUCUGAAUAUACCAUUGUUAUGCGAAACACAUACUGGCAUUCAUUCUCGUGAAACAAUUCUGUCUGUCACUUUGCUUCUGCUUUGUUCUCGUUCCUUCAAUAUUAAUCCCUCCGUCCAUGGAUGACUGCAGCAGUGACUCAGAGCCCCGAGAUCAGACUGGAUCGGUAAUAAUCCUCUCUGUGUGAGGACACAGGGCAGCCUCUGGUCAGCCUCUUUUGGUUUGGCUUCCUUGACUGUCCGCUCUGCUUGGAUUGAACUGGAUAAAACAUAGAUUUCUGAAUCAAACUUGAACAGAUCAGAUGACUGACCUAAUGUUUGUGAUCCCAGUGUUUUGUAAUGAAAACGACACCAAAUGGCCUGGCAAAGAGCUACUAAGAGUGACAAAGCAAAGCAUUGAGAAGGAAGGUGAUCCUUCAGCUGCUCAGGGUUUAUAAACUAACAAUCACAUCUUUUGUACAAGAUUUAAGUUGCUGUUUGUUUUUGUCAUAGUUGCUUGGUCAGAUUUGUCGUCACUGUUCAAAAAGGGCCAGGCUGGGCUGUUUUCGUGGAUAUGUGAUCUUUGUUGGUAGUAAAAGUAGUAAAUUGAAGCUAAUGAUUCCUCUCUGUGUACUUCUCAAACCAAGAAAGCUGAUUUCUUCUGUAUUGGCUGUGCUUACAACCAGGAUACAUUGCACCAGAAUGUAUCCUAGGUGUGUUCUUGGCCUAGAUACUUGAGGUAACAUUUUGAGUAGAAAUAAAAAGAAACUGACCAGAUCCCCCCUUCUUUUAUCAGGCUGCAGGACUCAAGUAGUACGACCUCUCCUCAUCAUCUGAAGUUUUCUGUUUCUGUUUACCUCCAAACUAGCAACAUAAACUGUUGAAAAUAGUGACCUGUCUGUUCUUAUAUCAAUCACACAAUACUCAAGUCAACUAAAACACUAUACAAUGUAUUUCAAUCUGUCUUGACAAAGAAGGACCAGGACUCUAUUGACAAAGACCAUAUGUAAAGAUGGGAUAAGACUGAGAUCAGACCUACUAUCCCAUCCCAUCUUCACUCACAUGAGUGUAGCACGUUGAAGCAUUUACCAAGUUACAGUGGAGAGGAAAAACUUCCUUCAACAGGCAGAAACCUUGAACAGAACCAGACUCAUGUUAGAUAGUCAUCUGCUGCUUCUGCAUUGGGUUUAGAGAGGAGAGAGAGGAGGACGCUGAUCAUGAUGAUUCAAAGUUAAUAAUACAGACACAAAGAGGAUGGAGAGGGUGGGAAAGGUGCUCAAUGUGCCAGUAUCCCUGGCGUCCAUAGCAGCGAACUGGCCCAGGCCUGUAUUGGCCCCAGCUAUCAGCUUUAUCAAAGACGAAUGUUUUAAGCCGACUCUUAAUGGUAGAGAGAGUGUCUGCUGACCGUGAAGAGCUUUGUAGGUCAGAAGAAGAAAUUUAAACUCUACCCUAAAUUGAAUGGUAAGCCAGUGUGGAGAAGCUAACAUGCGGAGACGUGCUCUGGUCUCCUGGUUCUGGUCAGUACUCUGGCUGCAGGAUUUUGGAACAGCUUAGCAAGUUUUAUUAGGGCUGCCUGAUAAAAGGCAGUUACAGUACAGAGAUUUGUUGGAUGUGUGAGUUGAAGGAUAUAUCCUGGUCAAACUCCCAGAUUCUUAGGAUGCCAGACCAAUGCCAUCUAUCACAGUUGUAUCAUAGGAAAGUGUCUUCCUGAGGUGUUAGGGACCAAGAACAAGAAGGCUUACUCCUUCUGUUGGUGAAACAACAUUAAAGACAGAAACUUCCAUUCAGAGUACGAUCCUCUGUUUUCAAGGUUUUACCAUCAAAAAUGUCUCAAUACAACAACCACUGCUCUCUCUUCUUUUUGUUCUUCUAUUUUCCUCUUAUUUUUUGUCUUUUUCUUCUGUGUUGUUGUUGUCUUCAUUGUCUUUGUCAUUGUCGCCUUCCUUUGUCAUUAUUUUCCAACCAGUGCAGUUUUAGCUACCACCCACUAGAUACAAACACACACGUGACUUCUAUAAUUUCCUUUCUCUGUGCUACAUUAGAAACAUGAAGGUAUAAGGCGGUGUCUCUGGACAUAGAGCCUACUCCUUUUGACAAAAAUCUAAAUCUAGCAAAUGGAAUUAUGGAUGAUUAUAUGAUUAUUUAAACCAACUUUUGAAUACUUAAAUUCAUUCAAAGACUAAAAAGUUAUACAAAGACAUAAAAAACUUACUAACAGAUUGACUAAUCUGCUCCAAAAACUACUCUAUACACAGCAGCCUCUGCCAUUACUUUGUAAAUGUGGUUUGAGUGGGUGAAUGCGAUGUGAUUUAAAUCAGUGGUUCUCAAGUCCAGUCCUCGAGGCCCACUGUCCUUCAUGUUUUGGACGUUUUCCUGCUCCAACACACCUGAUUCAAAUGAUUAGCUCGUUAUGAAGCCAUUACAGAGCUUGAUAACGAGCUGAUCAUUUGAAUCAGGUGUGUCGGAGCAGGGAAACAUCCAAAACAUGCAGGACAGUGGGCCUCGAGGACUGGACUUGAGAACCACUGAUUUAAAGCACUUUGCGUUGUAGAGAAAGCGCUGCACAAACAGAGUUCAUCUACCAUUUACCAUGCAUUACAGUGUGGUGGUGUUUUUUUAUGUGUGAAAGGCAAGACUUUCCAGGAAAAGCAAUUUAACUUCACAUCAAGUCUGAUUAAUCACUAGUGACAGCAAUUGUUAGUUACAGGCCUCUGUUAGUUUACCCAGUGUUACAGUUCCUAACUGUAGUGACUUUUGAGUGUGUGAAAAACAGUCUGCACAUGACUGGCUUUCACCAGCAGCAAGACAGAUUAGCCUGAGCUGAGAAACCAGUACGCUAAGUGGUCCUUGUUAAUUUAUCAGACCAGUGGAUUUGAGUAAAUGGGCCCUAAGUCCGAUAAAUAGCUGCAGCACUUCUUGUGAAAUCCUAGACUCCCACUGGUGUUUGUUUGGAGAGGUGACCCAGUGAAAAUCUCAGCAGCUGCUUUAAACCGGGAAUCUCCCCACCUCUCUUUCUUCUUCUACAGUUCACACUGUACGCUGAAUGUGAAUGGAGCCCUCUGAGGAUUAAUUAGCUCCAUAUGCACGAUCAAACCAGGCUUUGAAGAGUAGUCUGACCUAUGCUGUUACAUCUUUAAAGGGUAAAUAGAGCCAUGAGCCAUGUGGAUUAUUACCUCAUUAACAUACUGUGUUUCCUGAAAUGAACCGUAAUGAUGGAGGGUUCGGGUCAUGGCCUACUGAUAUCAGAGAAAUGAUCGGGCUCACCGCAGAAACUAUGUGAAGUGAGGACACCCUUAACAAGGGUUUUAUGACCUCUUGAUUUACCACAGUAGACCUGCAGUUCAUGGAUUUAUGAAACUUUUUAAGCUGAAGCCAGUAUUUUUUACUUGUUUGUCAAACCUUUGAGUGUGUGAAUAGUGCCAAGUGGCAGCAGGAGUACAAAAGAGACUUAACAGCUGAAAAAAUUAGGGCCUGUAUUGAUGAUCAGAUAUUGGUGUAGCCAAUAGCUGAUUCUGAUAUGAGUGUUUUUGUGUUACUUCCCUGUAAGGGUGUCCGGAUACAACUUUUUUACCUCCGAUACGAUACUGAUAUUGUAGCCUUCCAUAUUGGCCAAUACCGAUAUUGAUCAGAUAUUAGCACAAACUUAUGCAUGACAAGUUUUGCACUCAGCUGCAACAUCUUUUUCAGACUUUAAUAAAAAUACCGCCAGAGGGCCGACAUGGCUCCUACUCUUUGCUACUUUGGUACACACUGAUGUUGUGAUUACUUGGGCUCUACAUGCUGGAUCUGGGUGCUGCUAGAUAGAGGUGCCGGAGCGGAGUGUGGAAUGGACUGCUUGAAUCAGAGUGCUGAUAUCAGAGAUUUUAGAUAGAAGCCGAUAAAAUCCGAUAUUUGAUUUUUUGCUGGUAUUAGACUGAUAUCUGAUAUCAAUAUCUUUUAGGGACACCCCUACUUCCUCGUAAUUUUUCAUUUACGUUUCUCAGUUACUAAUAGUUUUUACUUUUAAGGACCUCUUAAAAUGAACAUGUCCUUCAAACAGCUUCUCAUCCAUCAUUCUUUCAGUCAGCGCAAUGGUGUAUUUAUACCAAACAAGAAGAAAAUGAUUUGCAUGAAUGAAUUGCAAAGAUGCAAUUAGACACACCUUUUUGUCAGGGAGUGUGAAUUAAGCAGUGCAAAUAGCGCAAAUUGAGUGGAUCAUAUGCAUAAAUCACACGUUUACAUCGUAUUACAUCAGUAAUGUGCAGCAAUGGUAUAAAUUCAGUGUUGUAAGUUAAGAUUUGACCUGUGUUACUAUGGCAACUAGGGGUGUCCUGAUGCGAUAUGGAUAUCAGAUAUCGGCCCGAUAUCAGCAAAAAAACGAAUAUCGGAUUACACUCACCGGCCACUUUAUUAGGUACACCAUGCUAGUAACGGGUUGGACCCCCUUUUGCCUUCAGAACUGCCUCAAUUCUUCGUGGCAUAGAUUCAACAAGGUGCUGGAAGCAUUCCUCAGAGAGCUUGGUCCAUAUUGACAUGAUGGCAUCACACAGUUGCCGCAGAUUUGUCGGCUGCACAUCCAUGAUGCGAAUCUCCUGUUCCACCACAUCCCAAAGAUGCUCUAUUGGAUUGAGAUCUGGUGACUGUGGAGGCCAUUUGAGUACAGUGAACUCAUUGUCAUGUUCAAGAAACCAGUCUGAGAUGAUUCCAGCUUUAUGACAUGGCGCAUUAUCCUGCUGAAAGUAGCCAUCAGAAGUUGGGUACAUUGUGGUCAUAAAGGGAUGGACAUGGUCAGCAACAAUACUCAGGUAGGCUGUGGCGUUGCAACGAUGCUCAAUUGGUACCAAGGGGCCCAAAGAGUGCCAAGAAAAUAUUCCCCACACCAUGACACCACCACCACCAGCCUGAACCGUUGAUACAAGGCAGGAUGGAUCCAUGCUUUCAUGUUGUUGACGCCAAAUUCUGACCCUACCAUCCGAAUGUCGCAGCAGAAAUAGAGACUCAUCAGACCAGGCAACGUUUUUCCAAUCUUCUAUUGUCCAAUUUCGAUGAGCUUGUGCAAAUUGUAGCCUCAGUUUCCUGUUCUUAGCUGAAAGGAGUGGCACCCGGCGUGGUCUUCUGCUGCUGUAGUCCAUCUACCUCAAAGUUCGACGUACUGUGCGUUCAGAGAUGCUCUUCUGCCUACCUUGGUUGUAACGGGUGGUUAUUUGAGUCACUGUUGCCUUUCUAUCAGCUCGAACCAGUCUGGCCAUUCUCCUCUGACCUCUGGCAUCAACAAGGCAUUUCUGCCCACAGAACUGCCGCUCACUGGAUAUUUUUUCUUUUUCGGACCAUUCUCUGUAAACACUAGAGAUGGUUGUGCGUGAAAAUCCCAGUAGAUCAGCAGUUUCUGAAAUACUCAGACCAGCCCUUCUGGCACCAACAACCAUGCCACGUUCAAAGUCACUCAAAUCACCUUUCUUCCCCAAACUGAUGCUCGGUUUGAACUGCAGGAGAUUGUCUUGACCAUGUCUACAUGCCUAAAUGCACUAAGUUGCCGCCAUGUGAUUGGCUGAUUAGAAAUUAAGUGUUAACGAGCAGUUGGACAGGUGUACCUAAUAAAGUGGCCGGUGAGUGUAUAUCGGCCUGCAUCUAAAAUCUCUGAUAUUAGCACUCCGAUACAAUCAGUCCAUUCCAGACUCCACUAUGGCACCUCUAUCUAGCAGCGCCGGAAUCCAGCAUGCUGAGCCCACAAAAUCACAACAGUGUGUACUAAGGUACUAACAAAGUAGGAGUAACAAGGAGUAAGAGUGAUGUCGGCUGUGUGGCCGUAUUUUUCAUUAAAGCCAAAAAAAGACAUUGCAGCUGAGUGCAAAACUUGUCAUGCGCAAUUUUGUGCCAAUAUCGGAUCAAUAUCAGUUUUUUAUUAUUAUUAUUUACAUGUGCAUACGUGUGAGUGUGGUAUGAAUUAUAAACAGCAUAAAUUGCAGAUUAUGUCUUAAUUAAUAAUGUAAAAAAAACAAUGGAAAAGUUCUCGUGAAAUUCUCAGAGCUGCUGUUGACUUUGUAAGGCAGACAUUUCAAUCCAUUUUUCCCUCCUCCUCCUCCUCAGGUCAGUGCAGCUUUCCAGAAGAAGGUCCAAAACAAAAUCAAAGAUCUCCUCGUGCAGAUGGAGGAGGGCCUGAAGACAGCCGACCCCCAUGACUUCUCCACCUACACAGGCUGGACAGGUCUGUCUGAGCGCUAUGAGAUGUGAGAAAAUGCCAACUAAUUGAUUGAAGCUAAGGGUAUGACUAGUCCCUUUGUGUUAAAUUCACUGCAGGCAUUGCCUUGCUGUACCUGCAGCUACACCGGGUGACACAGGAGACCUCCCACCUGCAGAGGGCACUGGACUAUGUGAAGAGGACAAUGAGGAUACUGAACGGACGUAAAGUGACCUUCCUGUGCGGUGAUGCAGGACCACUAGCUGUGGGUGCAGUGGUCUACCACAAAUUAGAUAACUCAGCUGACAGCAAAGACUGCGUGUCCAGGUGAGAGAGUGAAACAGUGAAAGACAGAAGAGACAUUGAACGAAUUUAGGACAAGGCAUUAAAAAUCAAAGCUAAAAAAAAAGUAGAUGGAAGAUGAAAAUAUGGAUUUACUAGAUAGUUUAAAAAUAGAAGAAUUAAGUGUAGAGUUGUAAAAUGAAAAUAAAAAUUGAAUUUUAUGGGAUCAUGAAAGUAAUCUGACAAAAAGCAGCUGUGAAUAGGUGACUCUUCUACUAGGAUUGAAAUUAACUUAGCGUUUCAGCUGACCUGACAUUUUCUGAAAGGUUCCUCCAGAUAUUUGGAGUAUAGAAACUGAAGGCUGCUUCUCCAUAUUUGGUUCUCACUCUAAAGGGCAGAAAGCAGACCUGCUUUAGACCAUCCUAGUGAUCUGGGCCCGUAUGCACGUUGAAAGCGUUUAGCGUAAACGCGAUUAGGGCUUAAACGCGUUUAGUUAUACGGGCCUUAAACGCGUUUAGUUCCUAUACGAUUUUGGUAUGCACAAUGCUGUAAACGGAACCGUAUAGCUAACCGCGUUUACUGUGUCUUAAACGGGUCGUGUGACGCUCGAGUGACGGUUCGAGUGACUGUCGACUGAUCCACUCCUACCAACUCCCCACACACGUCUUGGAAAGAAGAAGUGGCGCAGUACCGUAAGGUUACGAGGACUUGUUGUAGUGGAGUGAGGGUGAAUCCUGGGUUCGAAAGUUCAAUUUCAGCGGAAAUCUCCUGUGUGAGGUCGAGAAUAUGGUGCCGUCGAAAUCUAAAUUUACGGAACACUUCGUGGUCGUCAUACGUGUCGAAGGGGUGUUUUCUGUCACUAAAAAUCUUGUUUCGACGCAAUUGUCGCCGCUGUCUUCCUUGGAACAACAAGACUGCUGUCUUAUUUAAACGCGUUUAGACCCGCUAUUGGACCCCCAGAGGUGCAAUAACUUUAAACGCGAAAAUCCGUAUAGGAACGGCUAUACGAAGUGACGUACAUACGGACAUUUUUGGCGUUUAGGAGUUAAACGCGUUUAGCGGGCCCGCUAAACACGUUUUGCCAAGCAACGUGCAUACAGGCCCUGGAUUGUAAAUACAGCACUUGAAGAAAGAGCAAAAGCAUCAUCAUUAAAAAGGAUUAUUAUCAUUAAAGGAUCAUUAAGGAUUUUUCUCUGUGUCUUUAAUUUUGACAUAUGAUACUGUUAAUCCUCACAGCUCUGGAGCAGUGAACCUAUGUGGAAAAUAAGAAUUUAUCAGAAAUAGUGUUAAAUAAUUCCUCUGAGGUAUUUGGGCUAACAGGAGAGUACAUGUGGGAUUGAGCGCCAAAAGACUGUAUGGUAAUGAACAAGAUGCCAUAAAAAUAAUGUGACUCAUUAGUGUGUUUUAAUAAAUAAUGGGAAACUGAGUGUAGGAAAUGAUCCAUUGGUUCAUUGUUUUAAUUUUAUCCAGAGAGUAUUAAGUAAUCCACUGCACAGGCGUCGGCUGUGUCAAUCUGCGAGAUCGCCACAUCAAAAGGGACUUUUGACUUACUUGACCCAGUGUAAGCAACUUUUCAGGCUGCAUUUUGAAGAGUUUUGUUGGCUCUUGGUUGAAAUUUUAAUGUGUGUGGGUUAUUAAUAACCUGCUGUCUUCAUCGAAAGUUUUGGAGAAACAAACCCAGCAUAGGGUCAAGUAAACAUGGCUCCACUUACUUCGCCAUCCAACUGUCAGAGCUGUGUCAGUCUUGAUACUGAAGUCGAGGAGAUGGAUCAAAGAAUAUCCACUCUUUACAAAAUCAAAACAUGUACAACCAGGAACAUCAUACCCGAAUGCCUUUAAUUAAACAUGUUUAAAGAUACUACUUACCCAAGACAUAGAGUCUCCUGUAGCUGAUUUCAGAGGCUGCAGGAGCAGAUUACCUAAAACUCCUUUAACCCAUCUCAAGACGAACCUUGGGCACAGAUAGCAAAAGCACCGUUUGUGGUACAGGUCUUUUUCCAGUAUUUGUUUUAUGGUGCACAAAAAAGAACUAUUUUUCUAUUUGAUGAGAGGAUCUCUGAGUAUGGUGUCAGCAUUUGUGUGGGAAAACACUGAGCUCUUGUGUUUUGAACUCUAUCUGAAUGGAAAGCUGGGCACUAUCAGUGAAUGUUGAACUUACUCCAGAGUGUUUGUGUCUGACAGGCUCCUCCAGCUGCAGCGGUCUGUACUGAGUCCCGACUCUGAGAUGCCAGAUGAGCUGCUGUACGGCCGGGCUGGCUACCUCUACGCUCUGCUCUACGUCAACAAAGAGAUAGGAGCAGACACUGUGGACGAGGAAACCAUUACAAAGGUUAGAGACUUACAUGGGCAUUUAGAGUAACCUAACCUCGUCUUGAAUGACUUGGGUUAGCUGUUAUUAAUCAUCCUGCUGGAGAAUGACCACAAUAGCCUGACAGAAGUCCACAUGGAUAACCACAGGGUUCAUUUCAUGCCAAGUCAGGUCACCUUCUAUCAAUAUACCUCAAAAUUACAAUCCACAUCUUUGCCUCAUGGGGCCUCUCAAUCUCUACAGCAGCAUCUGUCCUUAGACAUCCAAUUCAGAUAUAAAAAGAAAUCAUUUGAAAACCUUUAGUGAGGAUUAAACAAGUAUAAAAAGCUCAGUAGAGGCAUACAAGGCUAAAAACUUGACAAGUUGAGUCCUUAAAUGGCUCCUUAGAACUCAUGACUCAUAAUAUUUGUAUUUGGAGCGAAGUUGUUUAUAUUUACCUCCUCUCAAAACACAUAAACCAAGUGUUGAAAUCAAGAAAAAAUGUACCCAACAGGCUUACUCAAGUUGGUUUAAUUGUGCCAUAUAUUGAAAUCCAUUUUUCCUUUCUUAAACAGAUGUACUCUAGUCAUCCUUUAGCUUAGCAAAUGUGGAAGCAGAAAAGCAUCUGCAUUGUUUCUACCGCUCACCUACCGGAGAAAUGUAUUUUCUAUGCAGUGGCUAGAUUUUGCUCCUGUGGUGCUGCAGGAGCGAUUUACAUUUUUUUUCCUAUUCACCUUCAUCUGCAUCAGCAGCAAGGGAUCGACACAAAAAGUCACAAAAAAGGCAAAAAAAAUUGGUAAAACACUCAAAAUUCAGUGCACUACUCAGAGCCAUGCUUUUGAAAUUGUGGCUGCAACACUGGGAGGUGUAGACAACAUAUGAGUCACGUCAGCAAAUCAUUAUAUUCAACAAACCCAUAGUGAACUUCUCUAAAUGAUAUCAAUAAAAUAUAAGGUUAAACACGAGUCAGACUGAAUUUGACACAGCUUUGAUACAUGUAUUUACAAAAUGAAAGCUGAGCUUCAGCAUGAAUAUUUAGAUGUUGUGUAUCAUUUUCACAUCAUUUGAUGUGUGUUUGAUCACAAUAAAACAAUUCCUGUUUAUUUAGUUAAAUUAAGUUUUUAACUUUGGUUUAUUUUCUAUAUUUGACAACUUUAGAUGUAAUAUUCCAGUGGAAGCAAAGAUCGUAUUGUGAUAACACCAAUCAACGCAAUAAUCGUUUAAACUUUUGCAUUGACUGAAAACUACAGCUUACCUCUCUGGGGUAAAGUCAUUCGGGUUCGUAAGGUGUCCAACUUCUCUCUCUCCUCCCUCCCCUCACAAGUAGCCCAGAACGCCAAGGUCAAGCAAAAUGAUUGGUCAGUUGGAGGAGUUUGUUUUCCACUCUGCAAAUCGUCCCAAUCGGUCUGCAGCCACCUCCUAACACAACAUUCAGACUCUCAGGCAGCCAGCCUGAGUGCCAUAGAGCUGUGCCUCAUUAUAAUUGUAUCCCCACCAACUCAAAUCAGUACAUGGAUAAUGAAACCACAAACUGAGAGGCUGUAGAUUUUCCACAGAGGCAGAACCCUGCUAAAAAAACAACAAGGACAUGCUUUGAACAGCUGAAAAUACUAUUAUACAUGGAGCCUUUGAAACAUUUGGAAGCAUUUAAAACUGAAAAAUCAGAGUUUGUUGUAACAGUUACCUAACAAAAUGAGUGCGCUAGAGGCUGAAGCUUCAUAAUGAACCACCAAAUUUAAAUGGACUCGAAAAUGAUCCAUUUUUUCAAUGUUUCUACCUGUAAAAAAUUAAUCAGGGACUAAAGGGGCACAGAGGACUCUAACAUACCCACUCCUCCCACCCCUACCUCCACACACACCAAGGAUAUUAAUCCCUCCACACGCUAUUUUGAUUAUUUAUUUAGGCACACACACAUUCACUGCAGAAACUCCAUGACCAGCUGUCGCCUUUGGUAAAAAGCCAGGCUAAAACACAUUUACUGUACGAACACACACACUAAUACACACACGCAGAGACACUGGGACAGAAGGGCUGAGAGAGUAGGCAGCAGCAGUGGGCUCAGAGGAAGUGUUGGAUCACUCUCCAAGCCCAUUAUGACUAACGAAGGAAUAAAAAUAUGGAGCUUAAAGCUCUGGUUUCCUGCAGAGCUGCUUUGCUGUUCAUCUCGCAAUCAUUUUUGCCCAUAUACCUGUCACAUUCACACACAACAUAGCAGCAGUCUGUGCACUUUACCAACCAGCGCCUGUGCUCUAGGGUGCUGUUUAAACAAGUAUUCUCAGUAUCUUGCCACAGUGUUAUUCUCACUGUAACCCGCUGAGACUUUCCUCCUUCAUAGAAAGAUUUUCUCUGCAGGAUGUUUUUCUUUCUCCUACUUUCCAGGUUAUUUGUGUGUGUGUGUGUAUGUGUGUGUAAACUUUUACUGCUAGUUUUGUAUUGGGUUCUUUUUGAGGCAAGGGUCCAGUUUUAUAGAGGUUGUGUUAUUCCCCUCAGCAGGGUCUGUAUCUCUUGCACUCCUGACAGAGAUUAGUAUUCAAGUCAGCAUCCAUCCUUCUGUAUCCUGUUAAAACAUGGUCAGAUCUUCCAAGUCUAUUCUGAAUUUCAAUGAACAAGAUAAUUCGUCUCUAAUAAGCAGUCUGUGGUUAUUUAAAAGCCAAAAAUGUUGCAAUCACCACACACAGUGUCUUGAAUAAUACAGAAGAAACUCAUCUGUUGCUGCCCUGGCUGGUUAGUUUGUUUCCUCUGAAGAUUUGAAUGGUAGUUUGGAUCCAAAACUAUAUCUGUGUUGUCGGGCUGGGCGAUAAACCAAAAAAUAAAUAACUAAUAAAAGUUGGUUCUGGAUUUGUGUGUAGGUAGGAUAUGGUCUCAUGUCCUUUUAAGACACUGUCCUACGUCAGAGACGUGACUCCACCCCAUCCAGUCCUCAACAAAGAGGGAAAGACAGGUGAGGAGAUGGAGGACGGUUCAAAAGUUGUAGCGGCGGCUGAAGUAGACGAAGUUAAUCUGAGAGGGGGUGAGCAGCUAGUGGAGUAGUUAUCAUCCGUUUAUCGUUAUCAAGGUGAACUCCUUAAUAUAUCUUGAUAUUGAUUUGAGGCCAUAUCACCCAGUCCUAUGGUGUAGCACACAUUUGGUCAUUUUAUUCCAUUAAAUAAGCCAUCAGGAUGGGACUGUUUCAACUAAGUGAAAGUCAUAAAAAGACAGCAUUUUACAUGUUGAUAAGAUCGCCACAUUAAAGUCAAAUAACAGCUUGCACAAUAUUAUUCUGAUGUUUUUAAGUGCUAUUGUUGAAGAUCUAAAUAAUUGAUAAUGGCAAUGAGAAAAUAUACAACCAAAUUUAAUAAAUCAUUAAAAGAGGAACAGUGGCAACGCAGACCCAAACACACAAAGCAUUAAUAUUUCAUGUCUCUUUGAAACUUCAGUUUAUUAUGGUUGAAAACACGAAAUGCCUUCAGGUGAGAUGAGUUGAUCAUUUCUGUGAAUAUUAAAAUGUAUUCAGCUGCAGUUCACUAAGAAAAGCCAAAAAUAAGCACUAUUUUCUGAUUAAGUGAAUAUUCUCUAUCAAUGUCUCUGUUAAAUAGUAAAGGACUUAUAGGAAAAUAAUUAAAUGUACUUCAUCACAAGGGUCUGGGUGACUGUAUUUGACGCCACAUAAUAGCAGGCUGCUCAGCCAGCCCUGGUGACUGCUUAUGUCAGCACUUUCUGUCAUAGUUUCUCAUUCUCUGUUAGUCCUGUCCUUGCUUUCAGAUUUUGCCUCUCAGAUGCAUUUUUCUCCACUUACAAGAUAGUGUGGGAACUGGACAGCCUGAUCAGGAUUGCCUGAAUUAGAUCUUUUCUCUCUCAAUCGUCUUGGUGUGUGAUCCCACAGGCCUCAGUUUGUUUGCAGUGAUUAAUUCAUGCUGCAAAUAGAUUAAUUCUCUUUAAAUUACAUUUUCUCCCUCCUAGAGAGAUGGUUGAUUGCUUAUUGGAUUGCUUGUAGUAGAGCUUGUGUGUAAGAGAGAAAGAGUAGGAAAUAUAUAGAGGUUUGGCGGAAAGUUCCUGCUUUGACCAAACAUUAAGGGCAAAUGUUCUCAUACACAGUCAUGUGUGUGAACAAAUUACAUUUAGUGUCCUAUUGAUACAAGCUUAAUUCACUUAAGUGCACACUUAUUAAGAUCAGGAAGGUCAAAUGAGGUAAGGAGAGACAAGAGUGGCUGUAUAUUUCAGUGCAGACGUGUAGGAGUGAAGGGACGUGUAGAUGAAUAAGCUGGCUGUAAAUCUUUUCUGUCAUGAGAGAGGUAUUACUGUUGCGGCAGAACGGUUUCUCUUUCUUUUACACUCACUCUGUCUUACAAGGCGACCGAAUAAAGCGCUGACUCAGAACCUCUAGCUCUUUGACACACACCCCCACACACAUGCAUAUACGCAUGCAUACACCGAAUAUAAUCUCACUUAUGCAGCUUUUCAGCUGUGAUGACAAAAACUCAUAGAAUAGCUUUCAGACAACUUCCUCAGCCCAACGGCCGAAUAUGAUUACAACCAAAAAAAAAGCUUGUCUUAACCUGAUCUUUAUGCAAAUGCACCUCUCCCAAUACCCUCUGUCAACAGCAUUACAACUUUCAAGAGAUAGGUGAUUACUUCUGAUCAAAAAUGCCAUAUGUUUUCCAUAGGGUGGUUUUGCAGGUGAUUUCUUCUGGCAUCAUCCAAUAAAAGUAAUGAUAAGAACCCCCCACCCCUCCUUUUUUGUCACACUCUGUUCUCCCUCCGAUCCCAGCAGCAACACUGAACAUUGGCUCCCCCACAGGCCCCAUCCAUCAUCUCUACAUGUCCCAAAUAGGGACUUUUAUUACCAGCAGAACAAAAUAGCAUCCACAAAGUGUAUGAAUUCGUCCUUUGGUAAAGGUCUCCCUUCAGCCACGACCUCUUCCUCCUCACUUACCUUCUUACUCCUCAUAUCCAGCAACUUCACAUUGCCACCUGAAAUUGGCUUCAGUCAACACCUGCCUUAAGGUCCUAACACACUGGGGCCGACGCAAAUAGAGAAUGCGAAAUAACGAAAUAUUCGGAGGCAAAUUUUGACGCGUCUGACUAUACACAUCAAGCCUGAUGUGAUUUUGCGACUUUCCGGGGGGAAAAAGACGCAUCCCGGGGAAGACUUUUCCCAGGGAAAGUCCAGCCUCCUUCGCCUCUGAUUGGUUAGAAAAGAUGGAAACGUGACCACACACUCAAGCCAAAAGGUCAGCACUUAAAGCCAAUCAGAGGCGAAGGAGGGUGGGACCUUCCCUUCCCAUCCGACAGCAUCCCGGGUGGAAGCGAGAGGACAAAAAUGACAGCCGUUAGCUUACAUUAGCACAGAUGAAAGUUAAAACAAAGACGUCUAGCAAACUGUUAAAGCACACAAACCAUCGUCAUAUGAGAGAUCUGACGCUAUGACUCCACAAGUUGUCCUUCAUGUCGUUAUCUUUGUAAUGUUUGUGUGUCUUUUAUCAAAAAUCACUCUGUUCUCCGACAUGUAAACAAUCAGCCAGUCGGCGAUGUUGGAUAUACCGGUGAAUCUGAUGUUGCAACAAUACGCAAUCUGAUUAUUCAGAAGUGGACACACAGUCUGCGAAACUUAAGAAAAGUCGACUGUGUUCCGAAAAAUAAAUGCAGCAAAAUCGCAUGACGGGAUAACGUCGCUGAUGUGAAUGCUUGUAUUGACAGAAUACGGGGUCGAAAAAAAAUAUUGACGUCCGAAAUAAUCGCAGAUAAAAACGGUCACAGUGUGAAAGGAUAUUUCUUCUGAAUCAUUUCAUUCUUGACACUAACCAGUUCUUCCUCUGUCUCACUGAAACAUGGCAUAAACCUCUAAACACAUUCUGGAUCUGGUCUGCUCCACUGGUCUCAAAAUUGUCCACCUUUCCACUCAUAAUGAAUUUCCCUUUGGGGAUCAAUAAUGUUGUGUAUUGUAUUUUAUUGUAACCUUCACAUCUCUGAUCAUUUAUCCAUUGUCACAGAUAUUGACAUCUCCACCCCCACCCCUAGACACACUCGCAGUAAAUCCUUUAGAAACCUCAAGUCCAUUUCCCCCUCUGUUUUCUUGGCCUCUAUAAGAAGUGAAAUAUCUGCUUCUCUUCCCUCACUUCGGAUGACUCUACCGAUUUAGUGAUCUGCUCCAACAAUACAUUCUCUUUUUGUCUUGACCAGCUAGCUCCCAUCAAAACCUGUACUCAAUCUGGUACACUCCUGAACUUUUCCAAAGCUCUGGAAGUCUCGCUUAGGUUUUCCUUUUCUGUUAUGUAAUGGCUAUUAGCAAACAGCUUUCAGAUGUACUCCAGCCACUGUCCUGGUUAUUAUUAUACAACCAAUAUUUAAAACCCAUGACCCAUCCUGCAAUUAAGAAUAAGAGUUUUGCUAACAACUCCAAUAGUUAUUCUGUUUCUGAGUGGACCAAAAGUUAUGGUGUGUCAGCAUUUCCAUUAUUACAACCCUCAUUAUUUGGCUUUAGAGCAUCUAUUCUCUAAUGGACGAUGCCACUAAGACCAUGGCAGUAUUUAACAGUCCAUGGUCCCACACCAUAUAACAAGAUAAGCCUGAAUCUGCACUCUAGAAACUGUCAGAGCUUUCAUUAUUAAUCGCCAGCCCAGUUUUAAUAAUUAAACAAAAAAGAAAGAAAAAAAAACUCCAGUGAUGCAGCUUCUUGAUGAAAUAUGAUAGGUAAUUUUUAGUGCAGCUAUUUCUUUUUUAAUUGAGGACAUGUCAGAUUUGGAAAGGUCACAGACAGCUUUGAUGAUGGUUAUAAGCUACCAGAGCUUCGUAGGUGAUCCUGCUUAUACCUGCAUUUUUAGGACCAGAUGAAUCUUGUAGUAUUUACAUAUUUGUGAUUGAACUGGGCUUUGCUUCAGCUGAAACAUCACAUUCAUUGUCUACUUGCUGUGAUGAUAAAGAAGAAAGCAGCUGAACGUUCAAGUCAAAUAUUAAAGGAAACGGCUCUCUGUUCAUUGUUCAAACCAGACCUUUUACUUAAAACUAUAGAGUUCCCAGCAGGUUGAAGUGCAGAAGAUUACAUAUUUAUAGGGACCACAUUUAGGUUCACGGGUGUUACCAUAAUUGUACAUGUGAUUAUUUAUGAUGAUUGAGUUGUCAUUUGAAGACCUCAGGAAGACAUUAUGGCACCAGAUGGAAGUCAUUAAGAGUGCGUCAGGAGGCGAUAAGGAGUGAAGGGACCCCAUUAUCUGUAUAUCAACAUAUGAGCCUAAAAUAGACUGUGCUGUCAUGAUAGAUGGAUUCUUUGUAUUUCUGUAUGAGGUCAACAUAAUGUCUAAUGGAUGUGACAAUCUAUAUGUACCUGAUCUACAUCUUUGACAUAUUCUUGUUAUACUUGUCGGAUGUGAAGCUGUAACCCAGAUCUGAACACUAAAGCCUGAGAAAAUUUGAUUCGAGUGGACCCUCCGGUCUUUUGAGUAUGGACUUUGACUAGACCUCCUUUGAACCGGGAACUUAUUUGAUUUCUCACUUUACUGUUAUUGAAUUUAGCUGUUGACCUUUCAAGAUAAGUUGCUCCUCCAGGACUGACUUGGCCUUCUGUUAUUUUUCCAUAUUGGCCUAUACAUUAUGUGAGACACUGAUGUAUGUUUGUUGGGCUCAGAUACCCUUAAACAAAUCUAAAAGGUCAGGGGAGGCAACCAUGUCCUGAACUGACCUUAAUAUCAUCUAGCUGUUGGAAAUAGAUCGAAAUGAUGUUGCUGAAGUAAGAAAAAAUGCAGAUUUGAACAUUUAAAUAUUUCAGGGGCUGCUGUACUUCAUCUUCAUCAUAUUAAAGUUACACAGGGCUAUGAUUUGGCAUUGCUUUAGUUUUUAUUCAGCUUUAGCUUUAGUUUGAUUGUAGGAAAAUGUAAAGUUAUGUAAAAAUGUAAACUAGAAACAGACUUAAAGUGUGGUACAAAAACUGCAGUUUUGAUGCUAUACUCCAAGAUGGCAGCAUAAGUGUUUGCAGGUCUGUUAGUCUAAUUUGUUCUUUGUGUGUUUUUAAGUUGUUUUAUGGUCCCGAGGACCUAAACUAGCCAUCAAUUCUAAGCCUGAUUAUUACUUUUAGUUUUUAAUCUACCCGGAUUGGGCGGGGACAAUGGGUCUGAUGUCAUUUUAGCUAAUGUGACCUACCUGCUCAUACUCCUAUGCUUUGCUCACCUGGCAAGUUCAAAUUCAAACUCAACAAACUGUUCACAAUUUUCCUAGUCUUCUGUCAUUCCUGUCCCAACUUUUUAAAAUAUUUUUUGUAGACAUCAGAUUAAAAAAGAGUGAAUAUUUGCAAAAAAUAAAAUAAAAUGUAUCAGUUUGUAGGAUUAGCAAAUUAUUGUUUUCUGUUUUUACUCACAUUUUACACAACGCUACAACUUCAUUGGAAUCUGGUUUGUGCUCUGUGCACAGUUCUGCAAAUCUGAAGAUACUAACCUCUGAACACCCUAUGUCAGAGGUUGUCUCCUACAAUAGAUAAAGUAAUAUUUUUUUCCUUUUAAAACUCUACAUCUGGGAGUUAUAGCACAAGAGAAAAAAGGAGCACAGGCUUGACAGUAUUGAAAAUUUAGCACAGAUCUGAACAUGUUCCAGGACUUGAUGUAUGUGCCAGAAAUGAGCUGAAAGGAGAUUAUUUCAAACUCCUGGAACAAACAUUUCUGCCCUAUACAGGACCUUAAAACCCUCUCAAGGAAGAGUACUACCACUCCUGCACAGUUACAGACAUACAGAGUGGUCUGCUCAGGCUGCAACACUCUUUCAAAAUCUUAUUCACUCAGUACCUGAUUUUAUUUAGGGAUUUACAUUAUCAUCCAAAAUAGCUCAUCCAGAAGAGCUUUAUUAGGUUUCCUCACAUUAUAUCAGGGGAGAGAGAAUUUUUUAUAAGUUUUAAAAGCCCAAUUGGGACAACUGAAUACACUGUGAAGGAACACAUUUGUAGUAUCUCUGUGCCUUUAAGUUUAAAUCAGUGAAUACUUUAUGUUGUAAUAUAAUUAUAUUGUAUUACAACAUAGUACCACUGUGAAGUGUUAGGGUCUCUCUUUAGACUUCCAUCCCUUGAUCAGAGAAGCUAUCAAACAACUCUCUUUAAUCGUAAGAUUUUUGAAACAAUCUCUCCAAAAUAAAAUCCAAUGCUGUGGUCUACCGCUCAAAUAACUAUUUAAGAUGCAAAAAGAGUUGUCAUUCUGGUGAUGUCCACAUCAACUUUCCAAUAUCAUGAACUCCUCUACCAAACAUAGUAACUACACUUACAUGAGACUUUAAAGCAUAAAACCAACGGGGAUCCUCAAUCCUUCAAUUUUGGUUGGACUCAAGGACACAAAGAUCUCAAUAUGGAAAUCUACAGUACUGUGAUCAUCUUGAUGAAUGGUCAAAUUGACCUGACAAUAAUUAAUUUCUGCAUCAGGUCCGUUAACAGAUGCUGUACAUUAAGACAAAUGAAGAUAAAUAGAUUAAGAUAAAUUGAAACAGAUGAUUUUUUUAAACUAAAUCUAUGGGUGACCCUCUAUGUGCCAACCACAAGUGAAGAAAGUGUAGAUUGUGUCACAUUUGAAUGCUGCGGGAUAUCUCAUUUCAGGUUGAUGUUUCAGGAGAUGUUUCUCUACAUGAAGACAAAAUAUUUCAGUCCUUUUAACUUUGUUCAUUAAAAUGAACAUCCAUGACUCAGUCAAAGCACUCAUUAACCUUUUGCAACUCCUCCUCUUUUCUAAUCUUCAGGUGGUGACGGCCAUCAUAGAAUCCGGGAAGAACAUGUCAGCAGAGCAGAAGAAGACAGAUCGCUGCCCUCUUCUCUAUGAAUGGCACAAGAAACAGUACAUAGGUGCUGCCCAUGGCCUGGCUGGCAUAUAUUACAUGCUCAUGCAGGUAAGAGGCUGGAAAAUCACCCACUGGACUUGUGAUGUGAUCUUGUCAUAUUUUGGUCAGUUUUAUUUUUAUUUUGUAAUCUUUGCUUUCAAUACAGUUUGAGUUACUUUAUGUUAAUUGAUUGACGUGUCCUUAUAAAGGAGUUGUCAGCUUUGCAAAACCCUCCAACCCAAUAUGGAGGAGGAGCACAGAAUCCAAAAGCCAAACAGUGAUGACACAGUCAGGCCUACCUUGAGCUAUCUUGCAAAUCCCAACCUCCAGACUUGUGUUAUUAGUAACAAGUUGAACUGCGUGUAAGCAGGGAAGCACCAUGUAGAUACCAGCCACCUGUUUUACUCCAUUGGGAAUACAAUUGGUUCAUGUUUUGCGAACUGCAACUGUGUUCCCCCCUCUCUGGAACCAUGAUAAACUUCACUUGACCCAAACUGCCCUCUCCGGCUGCUUCCAGCGGUGUGUAAAUGGGAUUAGGUAACACUGGGAUUAGGCCUGCUUUAUGUUGCAGCCUCUGCUGUUAGUUUGUGUGGAUGUGGUGUGAGUCGUAGAGUGAAUUUAAAGCACUUUAAGUGAUUAGAAAACCAGAGAAAGUGCUUUAUAAACACAGUACAUUUCUGUUGGAUGAGAAAAUGUCAUAAGAUAAAUAAAUAAUGAUAAAAUGUUCCCAUUAGAUACUGAAGGAUAACUUUAUCUGAGAAGAUAAAGGCUCUACUGAAGUAGGAUGGCAGCAAAGGCAAAUACUGUCCCUCAAAGUCAUCCAAAUAUUAAGGGUAGUUGUAAUUCAGGUAGGACACAAUGUCAAGCUUGGCCCACAGUGAACUGACUGAAAGGUUAUUUGCUGAGUUAUCAGCUCAUAACCAGUCUGCCUUCUCUUGCUGCUUCCUCCACAGUGUCAUACGUAAGUGUUGUCACUGAUGUCGGCUCUGUUCUGGUCUAGAGACUUUACUGCUUCUGCUCUCCCUGCCUUGGCUUUCCAUGUAUGCUUGCACAUGAAACAGAGGGAAGGCGUGGUCUUUGGCAAUAAGUGUAAGCACAUGGAAGGUGCGGGAAGCCCUCAGAACAGAGCCGUACUGUCAAUUAUCACUUAUUCACCCAGGUAAUUUAUUCAUUCUGACUGAAAUCAGAUCCUUUCCUGCUUUUGUUACUUUCUGUUCUCUACUGCUCUGUGAUACAAAAGUCAAGUCUCAAGGUGACGUUUGUUUUUACAGGUUAAAAAUACUGAAACUAUUAAUAUAAAUGAAUUUAAACUUGCCUAUCAAAAGCUCCACUUGAAUGUCACUGGUCAUAAAUUAUAUUCUGGCAAUAUGUAGAAAGAUAAAUGUGUAUAAGUCUUUUCUGAAAAGGUACCCAAAAAGGAUUUAAUAGUUUUUUUCCUUUAUGCCUAUCAUCAUCAGCUUGAACAGCCAUACUGACUACAUUAAAGCUUUUAUCUCUGAGCCUUUUUGUCAGAGCUCCCAUGCUUUUUUUUCCAUUUCUAAAGUUUCAGUAAACACCAGAUGGGUCCCAAAUGUACAUCUCUCAUUUCAGGGAGACAACAGUUUUAUAGAUUAUAGAAACAAACAUAAAACAUGGGUGAAACAUAGUCGACAGUGUGCAAGCCAGCCUUCCAUUAAAGUCAAGGCAAUAAAGCCCAGAGUUACUCAUUUUAUGCAUGAUGUUGAGUUUAAGAUUUAGAGAUGUUUAGGAAUAAGCUGUUUACACCCCUUCAAUCAGUAACUCUCCAGUGAUUCAGCAUCAUUAUUUGGUCAAAGACACAUUUUUCCAUUAGUGGACCCAUGCCAGUACACAGUGCAGCGGGAGACAUUAAUCUGCAGAUCAGUGCUCUAAUGUUGGUCUGAUGUAGAGUCUCACUGUUCUGGGAUGAGAGCCAGCAAGAGGAGCUGAUAACUCCUACGGCCACACAUCACAUCACUGUGCUGCUGACUAAAACAGUUCUUUGGUGAGAUCUGAUCAAACUGUGGUCCGCAAAUCCACCCAGGGGGGGAUAUUUUAACCUGCCUGUACCAUAAAGCAUCGACACGGUGAAGUGUUGUUAGAUUUAUGGGUAACACCUUUAAAUGUGAGCUUAGAUGAACAUCCAAAAAUAGUACAGUUAAAAAGACAGUAUAUUAUUUUUUGGUGUUUCUCCUAGUUUUCCUAUUUUUUCAUUGUUUUACAUAUUUAAAAUAAAAAGUUGUAGAUUUUAUCAAAGCAAAGAUUUGACUGUGCUGUGUCUCUAUUCCAGUACACAGAUGUUCUCAUUAACACACCGAACAUCUUGCUAGAAAUAAAUAAUUCAUUCCUACAUCAGUUUCAGUGUGUGUGUGUGUGUGUGUGUGUGUGUGUGUGUGUGUGUGUGUGUGUGUGUGUGUUUUGAGUCCAUUAAAACCAGUAACAGAAUCUGAGCUGUUUUUCGAGAGCUUCUCCCAGUUUAAAGGGACAGACUCAAAGUUUUUGAAGUGGGUGGUAUGACUGGAAAAUUCUGUCACUGUAUUAAUUUUGCUUUUUGUGGUAACAGUAUUUAUUUGUAAUAUCAGAAAAUAUAAAAUAAUCAAGCAUGUAAGCAUACAACUCUCACUACAACCCCCUCUACCUCUUAAACAAUGCAUAAACUCAACCCUGUCUGUGCCCGAUAGCGGAAAAAGAUGGUUUUAUAAAUGACUGUGUGCUCAGAAAUCCAUACAUGUACCGUAGUUUAUAACAGAAUCUCUGAGAUCUGAGUUUUUAUUGCUUUUCUGCCUCUCUGUUUGGAUCGUGUUAAAUUACUGCUAAAAACAGGCCAUUUCCUGAAGCAAUUGUUAGGGAAUAAAGAUGUAGCCUGCAGAAUUUGAUGCCACACAAUUGUUUCAGGGUUCUUGUAGCCUGCGCUUAAGUACCAGCCACAAUUUGGAGUGAUUUGAACAGAGUGCGUACGCUAUGGGAGCUCUCUUAGUUGACUGAGCUUGUGCUUCACCACUUCAGCUAGAGGUAGGGCUGGGCGAUAUGGCCUCAAAUCAAUAUCACGAUAUAUUGAGCAGUUCACCUCGAUAACAAUGAAUUGAUGAUAACUACUCCACAAGCUGCUCACCCCCUCCCACAUUAGCCGCUACAACUUUUGAACCGUCCUCCAUCUCCUCACCUGUGUUUCCCUCUGGAGGUGGAGUCACGUCUCUGACAUAGGAGAGAGUCUAAAGGGGACAUGAGACCAUAGCCUACCUACACACAUCCAAAACCAACCUUACUUAAUUUAUUUUUUACACCAAAUAUACUGACAAGGGCAAAAUGACAUUGGUUAUUGUUGUAAAUUUGGGUUUUGGUAAAUUUUCGGUUUAAAGCCCAGCCCUAGCUUAAAGUAACACAUAAUGUUUUCAAAUAUACAGUAUAGAAGAAAUGCAUGAUAACUAAUUUUAACUGGUAUCCCUGAGUCUACAAAGCAUUCCACCAAUCCAAAAAACAUUGUCAAAAAUUUCCUCACAAAAGAUUCACACUUUGCUUCAUUCUUGCCCUAAAAAAGCUACUUUCAAGAGGUAACAUUUUCCUUAAUAGCUUAAAGGGAUAUUCCGGUGUAAAAUUAAGUCAGGGUCAAACACGCCGUAACACCGAGUUAGACACCCCCUUGAGAGAUGAAUGUUGCCGACUGCAACAUUCAUCUUUUACAGCACCUAACUUCAUCAUUUAUGAUCAUUACUUAAUCAUUUCCUUGAAGUAAUAAUCACCAUAUUUAUCAUUUUGCACUGCAGAAAGAUGUUUGGUGGCUGGUGCUGUGGCUGGGACCCUAUAUGUACUGUUGAUGAAGUUAGGUGCUGUUCUGAGCAUUAUUUGUGGCUAUAGAGUGGCUUUUUGGUUCAGGUUUGUUUGUGGCUCCUGAGACUGCUGUGUAUUGCUAUCAUGUUGUCGUUACUAAAGUUGGUAUAACUAGAGAAGCAAGCAGUCAGCAACAUUCAUCUCUCAGGGGUGUCUAACUUGGUGCUACGGUGUGUUUGACCCUAAAUUAAUUUUACGCCGGAAUAUCCCUUUAAAUAACUCUGUCUCUCUUCCUAUGUCUAAAUGGGAACGUGACUUAUCCGUAAAUGUCAAUACUGACUUCUGUAUUCAAAUCCGUAGAAGCAUCUUCAUCUGUAAAACCUCCAACCUUUAAAUUGUUCAAUACUAGAGUACACCACACAGGUAUAAAAUUACACAAAACAGACCUCAUUGACUCUGACAAAUGCACUUUGUUGUGCCUGAGAGCAUGCACCACUAAGACUAUGUCGGGUCUAAGUAACAGAUUACCUCUCUCACAUACUGGGCCACCACACCCUCCUGUCCUCCCAGAUCUGCCUAUUGGGACAUGUCUACUUUAAAUAUGCAUCAUCAUACAUCCAUCUUACCAUCACUAAAAAAGCCACCUAUCACUAAAACAGCAAGUUCUCCUCUUGAACAGAAAACCCUCUCAGCCAUACACUGGAAACAUCUUUUAAUAGAUCAUACUGUAUAUCCGUGGACAAAAUGACAGCUUCACUUAUCAAAAAACACACGACUUCAGCAAAACCUGGUCAUCCUAUUCAUCAACAAACUCACUGCUACUGUUGCCUGAUUUCCAACCCACCAUAUGUCCCAAAACAAAGAAACAAUGCUUUUACAUUCUCACUGCAUUUGUGCUCAGACAUAUGCAGAAACACAUACACAUAAAAAACACAUGCACCCACGCACUCUUACACAAGAAAGGGAAAGAAUCAAUAAACAAAGAAACUAUUUUAAAAUAAAAUGGACAAAAGCAUGUCUGACUCUGCUAUGAUAGAUGGUGACUGCCCCCCUCUUACCUUAUAAUUUUGGAGUUGGAGGUCCCAGUUGACCUAUUAUGCAUCAAAACAAACACAUUAGCAAGAGGUGAACAGGUUAUGUUUCGGACAAUGAAAGCUGUCAUUUGUACAGCUCUGUAUUUAUUGUUUAUAGAAUAGGAAAAGUUAAUUUUUUUACAUUCUUUUGUCAUCCAUAGAGGUUUUGUUUACUGGUCAGUUGACUAGACGUGGUUAGGGCAUGGCUGGCUUGGAGCACAUUGUUGCAUAUUGUAGCUGUUCACCAGGAGGCUAAGGCCACUGUGGCUCCUCAACUCAGCUUCUUUCCCUCAAAGCUACAGUUUACUGUCAGGAUUUUAGCAUUGUCAAAAUGAGAGCUAUGAUCAAAACUCUGCUUCAGUGUGAUUGAAAUACUGUGUCUAUUUUUGAUACAGUUUAUGAUCCCAACACUCAAAAAGCCAGAGCUAAAAAAACAAUCAAUCAAUCAGACUUUAUUUAUAAAGCACUUUUCAUACAUAUAAUGUAGAACAAAGUGCUGUCCAUUCAAGCAGGAUAUUAAAACAAUGAAAUAAAAUAAAUAAAAAUACAAAUACCAGACCCCACCCCAACACCCAUUCAACACAUACAGCACUCACGCACAGUAUAAGCAAAGGUGAGGACUCUUCAACUUGCCAUAGAUGACUGAGAAAACUCUAUCUUGAGUUAAAAGAAAUGAUGAAACACUGGAUCUAGGACUAAAACAAUAAAACCAUGAUAAAAUAUAAUAAAGGUGAUAAAGCACUAAAAGUUAAUUAAAUAAAACGGUCUUAAAAUCAAACAAUAAAAGAAAGUAAAUUAAAAAGAGGUAAUAAAGCACAAAAUUGCUACUCUACAACUAAAGUAGGGUAAAAUCACAUAAUGCAGAUUAAAAGGUUGAAACAAAAUUCAGCUAAAAGCCAGACUAAAAAGGUAGGUCUUGAGUUUACUUUUGAAAAUAUGAAUAGUAGUUGUAUUCACCAUAUGUUUUAGUUUUUACUUUGGGAACAAUUAAAAGACCACUACCUGAGGACCUGAGGGCUCUACUAGGUUCACAUGGUUAAAGCAAAUCACAUAAAUAAAAAGGGCCAAGACCAUUAAGAGCUUUAAAAAAAACUAAUAAAAGAACCGUAAAAUCUACUCUAAAAGACACAGGUAGCCAAUGCAGAAAUUUUAAAAUUGGUGUGAUGUGGGCUCUCUUCCUGGAGCAAACAAUUCACUAAAGUGAAGUGAACAAUUCACUUAACAACCACAGAAGAUAACAUGUUAAAAAACAGCUGACCUGAUUGAAUAGUGAGUUUAUCUACGAGUCAAAUUCUGAAAUUAUUACAUUUUAAUUUUCAAAUUAGCUUUUUAAUUUUAAUUCUGAUAACUGCUUGCUUCAAUAAGAGAGACUUUGAGUCAUACAACAAUGCACACGUGUCUCUAAAUGUGAAGCUUUUUUCCUUCCUCUUCCUUCUCCUGUUCAGUGUACUUCUUUUUACGGUUUUGUUUUAAGUAAGCGAGUACUGGGCUGUCAAAGCAGCUCACUACUAGCUGAAUUAACCCUAAAUCUGUCUCUGUUUCUCUCCAGCCAGCAGCGAAGGUUCAUCCAGACAUGCAGUCGGAGCUGAUCCGUCCCUGUAUCGACUACGUCCGCCACAAGAAGUUUCGCUCGGGAAACUUCCCAUCAUCUCUGAGCAAUGAGAGUGACCGGUUGGUUCACUGGUGCCAUGGAGCCCCUGGUGUCAUCCACAUGCUCAUCAUGGCCUAUAAGGUGAGAUCAGAGUAUUCUUUGUUGUCUGUUCAGUGUUAGAGCAGACUCACAUGGGGGGGUAGCAGUAGGCAAGAGCUGUAACCACUGCUACCCCCUACUGUUCUGUUCUUGCCUGCUGCUCUCUCUGUCAAUCACAGAUAUAACACAUGAACAACACUGACACCUUGUGGCAUGACUCUGCACUGCAUGGACUGCACCCUGUGUUCAGCCACAUACAAUAAGAAACACAAAAUAAAAGUGAACAAUUUAUUUGGCUUUAUCUUUGUCAUUGAUGAACUUGUAAGAAUACUGUGACAAAGACAGGAAAAGACACCCCCUCCCCUCCAGAUUAAACAGCAGCUGGUAAAAAGCCUGGAUGUGUGCAUACAGACACAUCCUGCAGUAAUGCACUGAAGGCUAAAUUUUUCUUUCCUUGGCCCAUUAGGGAGCCACUUGGCAGCUAAUGUGCUGCUAUCUUGCCAUUUACAUCCCUCUCACUAAUGCAGAGCCUCUUUGGCACCACACAGAGAACAAAGCACAAAGGGAGAUGCGAUCGCUUAUCUCUGUCCCUCUCUUAACAGAACAGAAAAAAAAAACACGUCUUCCAUUUGUCUUAGCAGCAGGAGCAUUUCAGUGUAAGUGAUCAUUCCAGGUCAGCUCCUACAGCAGUCAUAGACAUUAUCCUCUAUUUAAAGCACUUGAAUUUCUUUUUUAGCCACCAGAUAUCGAUCUACAGUAAGCUGGAGACUUCUUUUGAAACAAGUUGCAGUGCCCACUAAUUGGAUGAUCAAUCAAGCAUUUAGGUUUUCUUUUUAGUCCCACAACCAAUGCUCUAUCAGAGGUAGUACACUCCAAAGCAAUUCAGGAAAUGAAGCGACCCCAAAGCAUGACAAACGAAAUAUCAAAAUUAAAACAUGACAAACAUUUGGUCCAUUGUGCAACAUCUUCCCUGAAAGUUGGACUGCUUACAUGUAUGAAUCAUAAGUUAUGAACAUCAAUAGGAAAGGUAAAAACAUGUAGGGCUGCCACAUUCACCUGUAAAAUAAUAUACUUUGGUAUUAUCAAGCUAAUCACAGAGUAUGGUACACAACCACAGAUGUCUCCAACUCAUGUUUACACCCGCUCCUUUGAGACAAUUUCAGCUUACAGCCCAACGGAAAAAGAGAACCAGCUGAUCAAGAUGAGGCAAUACGAAAAUGUAGCACCAAUAUUCAGUCUGUUCUCGAACACAUUGUGAUAGCCUCAGCUCGAACAAAUCUUACUUUUAUUUUGGAAUUUGCUUAACUCUUCCAUCAUCCAGUUAGUUUCUUUCUGCAUGUUUUGAAGCAUCAACUGACAGUGUGCAGUAUUUUGUCGUCUUGAAUCCCAAUGCUUUCUUUUAUUUCUUUUCCCAAGCAGGUAAUUAGGAAGUCUCUGAAAUCUGUAGAAAGAGCUAAUUGCAGAGCUCACUAGUGCUCUCUUGGGGGUUAAACACCAAUAUUGAGCAGUACCAGUCCAGUGGUUUGACUUUGUAGUUAAAUUGAAUCUCCUCUGUACAGAGACUGUCGCUCUCAAAACAGCCAACGCUGGUUCGCUCCUUCCCUGCCACUCUUUAACAUGUGUUACUCCUGCUCUAUCCACAGCUUAGUCUCUUCUGUAAAAGGAUAAAACCUCCAAAUUAAUAAAGGAAGUUGGGGGUGGCUGGUUGCCAUGGAACCAAUAAAAUGGGAUAAGGUUUGUUGUGUCUGAUUUGUUUUCUUUUUAGUGUGCCUCCUAUAAUGAGCAAAAAUCAUGCGAAAACACAUAAACCAUGCUUCAUUUUAAAAUCGUCUUUUGUAAAUAUGAUAAUGCUCAGCACUGUGGAUGCACCCUGAAACACUGCACAGACUCGAGGCUUCUGUUUCUCUGCAGGCAACAGACCCGAAGCUGAAACACUCGAUCAUGAAUUAAACAAUAACCCUCCUCCAAAUGGGCCUCAUGUGCUGUGAAAAUCGAUUAGAGAGGAGAAAAAAACUUAUUUUUUUGUAAAUUACAAGGCAUUCUGCAGCAGCAGCAGCUGUGCAAAGGGCAGGAAUAUGUGUACAGGAAAGUGUGAGGCAAAGUGAUCAGAAGGCUAGUUUAGGAGUGAGGAUGCAAUUCAAAGACAGACAACUUUAUGAGGUAUGAAACCCAUAUAGAAAUGGGUUAUGCAAUCUGCAACCUUAGGCUUCUGACAUUAUUGAUACAUACAAUUACAUGCGAUUAAUGUGUCACAAAAUCGGAUUUACAGCACAAAUUUAAAGUUUAAGGAUCCUUACAAAUAACCUUUUCACUAAGAUGAAGAACAGCUGUUGUAGUAAACUCUGUGAAGUCUAGGGCUGGGUGAUAAAUCGAAAAUUUACCAAUACCGAAAUUUACGAAAUUUACGAAAAUAACGGAUGUCAUUUUGCCCAUAUCGGUAUAUUCAAUGUCAAAUAAAUAGGUAAAUAAAAGUUGGUUUUGGAUGUGUGUAGGAAGGCUAUGGUCUCAUGUCCCUUUAAGAUGUCGGAAACGUGACUUCACCCAUUCCCUAACAAAGAGGGAAAGACAGGUAUGGAGAUGGAGGACGGUUCAAAAGUUGGAGCGGCUGGAGCAGCUGGAGCGGCGGUUGAAGUAGACAAAGUUAAUGUUGGAGGAGGUGAGCGGCUUGUGGAGUAGUUAUCGUCCAUUUAUCAUUAUUGAGGUGAACUGCUCAAUGGAUCGUGAUAUUGAUUUGAGGCCAUAUCGCCCAGCCCUAGUGUAGCCAGUGGUCUUUGCCAAAGUUAUAUUGAUUUGCAUCGUAUUGUAUUGUAUCAUUGAACACUACCCUUGUGUAAUUUUCAAAAUGCAACCAUUUUUCAGUGAUCAGCUAGAGGGAGUGAAGUGCAUUUUUCCUAAAUUAGUACAUGGAUUAAUUGGAAAGGAGCUGAGAUUUAACUAAUUACCUAAUUGAUAGUAAGGACUAUAAAGUAACGCUGAGUGAGCCGUGUUGGACACAGCAGGUCAGUCAUUAAGCUUUUAAUAACUGACCUCAAAGCACAGGCACAUCCACUCAUUGACACAAGCAACAUUACACAGCAGCUCUACAACCUGCUUCUUCUUUUGCUACUCCUGCUUCUUCUUCCCAGAGCCAUCUGGGACCUCAGUCUGCUGGAGGAGGCUGUCUUUUUAUUAUCUCACCUAAUCAGAUUUCCACUUUGUUCACACUGUGUCUCAGUUUGUCUCAUUGGCUUCAUGUGUGUCAGACAGGUCAUCUGUCAGCUCUUAUGAAAUGGAGCGGCAUGGCUUUACACUGGAUAGGAUUCAUUACCUUCUAAUGAGGUCUGGGCAUGUGGGAACGUCUCGUCCUUUGUGUGGGCACAACUCUUUCCUCCUCCCUGGGGAAAGAUAUCAUACAGCAAGCAGCCUGUCAGGAAGAUGUUUCUCCAUGGUACAGCUUGAUUGAUGCUGACAUUUGUGGCUCUUGCUGGUUGUUUUUGGAAGAGAUGUUGCCCUGACACAUGUUUUCAUGUCAAGGGUGUAAAGAAACAAUGUUAACAGUAGAUAAAGCAGCUACAUAAUCAAAGACUGGCAUUUGAAUUUAACAUAUAACGUAAGUUUCCCACAAUAGCUCAGGUUUGCAGAUGUCUGUCGUAAAUCUGUGCCGCACUGCUGUCACAUUUAAGUUUAAUUACGGUUGUUGUGAGCUCUUCUUUUGUCCUCUUUGACAGGUGUUCAAAGAAGAGAAGUAUUUAAAGGACGCAGCUGAAUGUUCUGAGGUGAUCUGGCAGAGAGGGCUGCUCAGAAAAGGCUACGGGAUCUGCCACGGUACUGCUGGAAACGGCUAUGCCUUCCUGUCCCUUUACAAGCUCACCCAGGAGAAGAAAUAUCUGUACCGGGCAUGCAAGGUAAGAUCAAAAGUCAGCCUGCCUAAAAUAGAUUUUUUCAUGUAAAUUAAGCUAAGUAGUACAUUCUAGAUGCUAUGAAACUACUCAUUGCAAUGUGGAUACAUUCAGAGCUGUCCCGGUCUGAUAUUGAUAUCAGAUAUUGGUCCAAUAUCAGAUAAAAAAACAAAUAUUGGAUUAUAUCGGCCUGCAUCUAAAAUCUCUGGUAUCGGCAAUCCAAUACAAGCAGUCCAUUCUAGAUUCCACUCUGCCACCUCCAGCUAGCAGGACCUCCUGGAUCCAGUAUGCAGAGCCCAUGUGAUCACAACAAAAGUGUGUACUAAGGUUCAAACAAAGUAGCAAGGGGUGGGAGUGAUGUCAGCCGUGUGGCAGUAUUUUUAUAGUCCGAAAAAGACAUUGCAGCUGAGUGCAAAACUUUUCAUACACAAGUUUGUGCCAAUAUUGGAUCAAUAUCAGUAUCGGCCGAUACUGAAGGCUACAAUAUCUGUAUCAUAUCGGAAGUAAAAAAGUUGUAUUGGGACACCCCUAGACACACUACAGAACGAUGUCUCACUUUUUUAUCCCAGCCAUCAGCAGUUUUGCCAAAUAGCUUGUACCACUAUCGUGUUAUAGAUGCCGCUGCCCACACUUACUCUUAGUGGAUGCUGUAGAGUCCUGUUGAAGAGAAAGGGGGCCAUGACUGCGCUUUGCCUGUAGAGGAGAAGGAGGGAGGGUGCACUUCAUUUACUGAAAGUAAUAAAUAAUUGUUCAGUCUAAAUAAAGUCUAAAUUAUUAUAUUUUUAUGAUUGUGGGGGAGCCAUAAUCAUAAUAGAAAUGAAUAUCUGAUAAAUCACUCAGCUGUCGCUGUUAGUGAAGCAGGGUUGGUUGUCUAGGAUUAUACAGGAUUAGCUCUGAUGUUGAUAAGGAGCUCAGACGAUAUUUUAUUUUCAAAUAAACAGACUGCUCAUCCGCUUUAAGUAUGACUGUAUUCAAACUAGUAAAGAUGCGAUCCCUUUUCACAAAAUGAUGAUCGUGCCAUACUAAAAAAGUUUCUAAACACUGUAUCUGUGCCACUGCUGAAAGCGUCUGCUGUAGUGAUCACUGCCUCUAUAUUAUGGUUAUUUUCUCAUAAAGCCUUGCAUAAUUGAGCUCCUGGCAUCUGGCAGAGUCAUCCCUUUUAUUCAACUUAUUUUUUAUAUGCUUUUCAUAAAGUAACGAUAAAGCAUACAAAAAAUCUAAAACUUGGCAUCAUUUAAAAGACAGCUUAGCUACAUUAUAGAUUGUCUGUUCUCUUCAAACUUUGUGAAGGGUUUUAGAGUCAGUCCCCUCUCUCCAUUUCGACUGACAUUUGAAUGUUCUUGGAGCUUGAAAAGAAAUCUCUCCCUGACAUGGUUCUUUGUGUCGGGGGACCUUGCACCAUUUUCUUGUGAUAGCUUUCUUUGAUGCCACUGAAAGUAUUUCAUCCAGACAUCUGUCUUUGCUUUGGAUGUUUUCCUUUUUCAGAUUUCCCAAAUAUAACACCUUACAUGUCCCGUAGCUUUUCUCUUGGUCACUGACCACAUCCCUCUGCGCUGUCAGGCUGUAAGCCCAUCGCCAUGUAAAUGUUGUUUGUAUUCAGUCGUCCAGCAGGACUCCUUUAUUGGUGUGUCUCACCCGCCCACUGAUUUUCUCUUCUGCGGAGUCUUGUAGUGUCGAGGGUCCAAUGCACUUUCAUCCUCUUCAUUGGACUUCAGAAUCCGAUCCUUCUUCUUUACCUUCUGGGACUCUAAAAAUGCGCAUGUUUCUUCCCUUUGUCAGUCACUUGUUUUCUGCAGCCUCUUUGUUUUUUGAGUGCAGAGCUUCUUUAACCGUCAUGUUCCAUUCUUCAAGUUCCUCCAUACGUGUUUGAACCUCUUGAUGUUUUGCUUUUGCUCCUGUAAUUCCCGAUUGGUAGCUGACAGUUUUAUGUCAGUUUUUUCUGUAAAAGUGUUGAAUUCCCACCUCAAGUCAGCUUUAAAUUCUUCUUCAGAUGUUGCAAUGUCGUCUCUUAUGUCUUGAGUUCUCUUAUUCUCUUCGUUAUGCUAGUUAGCUCCUCAUGCAAUGCCUCAACAUUAGCUCUUUGCAUGUGGUUGUCAAUACCUCAUUCAUUUAUACAUUAUACCUUUUUUGUCAAUGAGUUCAAGAUCAUCUGUUAUUUUUAAGUUAUUAUUAUUAUUAUUAUUACUUUUUUUUAUUAUUAUUAUUUUUUAUUUUACCUUCUGCUGGCUGGAACUCUGACCUUAAGUCCCCCUGGAAGUCUAAAGCAGUUAUCUUUAGACCUGGAGGUGGCUUUAACUUUUUAUAACUAAUAAACAGGGUCUGUUUACCUCCACUCUCACUGUCACUGUAAGGAACAAAACAAACACCUUAGAUAAAGGAGAGUAAAAAAACAAAAAAAUGAAACAAAACGAACAAAAAAAAAAAGGAAAAAAUAAAAAUAAAUUCUAUAAUAGGCUCAUGAAUCAGCUGUAUCAGUGCUGUUCAGGUACUGUAACAUCUUUAUAAUGAUGUAAAUGGGACAGAAGAACAAAUUUUGAUUUAAAGAGGAUCCAACUACAACCUGCGCUGAAUUAAUCAUAUUUGUUUUUUGUUGUUUUGACAAUUGCAUGUGAUGUCAAUCUGCAACUAAUUCAUUCUGUUUUAUUCACUUUUUAAUAUAUUUCUCUUUCUUAACACAUUAUGUUGCAUGAAUGUGUUUUUAAAUGUUAUUAUCUCCCUCUAGUUUGCAGAGUGGUGUUUGGCGUACGGGACCCACGGCUGUCGCAUCCCAGACAGACCUUACUCCCUUUUUGAAGGUAACAGACAUUUUUUGUGGCUCUCCAAAAGAUGAACUUAUUACUGCUUCAGUAAUUGAAGUUGCUUGCUUCGUCUGUUCUUGGUGCCUGCUGGCAAAAAUAUAUUUGCUAACAUUUGCUAACGGCACAUCCUCUCCCACCAACAGCCAAUUAAACUGCAUCCUGUAUCCAUGGGAUGUAGUUUAAUCUGUACAUGGAAAAUGAGAGUGCCCUUUAACUAAGGUGUUAGAGAACAAUUAUGGGUGAUUUUGCAGGAUGUACCCAGUGUCUUGAAAGCGUCUGUUUACCUCCACUAUCAUUAUCACAGAAGUCUUUGAAUAUGACAAAUAACUAAAACCAUUACGAUAGAAAAUCACUGCUACACAGCAAUGCCUUGACUUAGACUACCUACACUGUGUGUCCUUAUGCGUUCAAACAAAGCUCACAGAGUUCCUGGAGCUGCUCUCUUUUUAGACAUUUUAAACAAACAAGAUAAUAUACAAUAGAUAUGUUAUUGUUCUAUUGGCGUCCCAAGGCUAGCAAAGUGAGUACUACUGACUCUAAUGAAAUUUGCAAGAUGCAAAGGUGGUGGUGUGUCACAGCUUUUGGACACUGUGUGCCACAGUUCUUGCCGACCAGUGUGCACAAACAACCCACCUUUUUUCAAAAUACAAAAAAAUCCCAAAUUUGCAAGGAAACCAUUAACAGCCUUAAGAUCCUUACACACUGGGGCUGACGUGAAUAUAGAACACGAAAUUACGAAAUAUUCGGAGAUGAAUUUUGACGCACCUGACUAUACACAUCAAGCCGAUCAUGCGAUUUAGCAACUUUCCGCGGGGAAAAAGACGCAUCCCGGGGAAGACUUUUCCCGGGGAAAGUCCCGCCUCCUUCGCCUUUGAUUGGCUAGAAAAGCUGGAAACAUCAUCACACGCUUAAACCAAACAGUCAGCACUUAUAGCCAAUCAGAGGCGAUAAGACAAGCACAUGAAACUAUGGAAUGAAACAAAAUGAAACAAAAAUGACAGCCGUUAGCUUACGUUAGCACAGAUGAAAGUUAAAACAAAGACAUUUAGCAAACUGUUAAAGCAUACAAACUAUCGUCACAUGAGAAAUCCGACGCUAUGACUCUCCACACGUUGUCCUUCAGGUUGUUAUCUUUGUAAUAUUUGAGUUUUGCAUCAUAAAGCACUCUGUUCUCCGAUAUGUAAACAAUCAGCCGGUCGGCCAUGUUGGAUAUACCGGUGAAUCAGACGUCGCAACAAGACGCAAUCUGAUUGGUCCGAAGUGGACACACAGUCUGCAAAACUUUAGAAAAAUCGACCAUGAUCUGAAAAAAUAAAUGCCGCAAUAUCGCAGUACGGGAAAAUGUCGCUGAUGUGAACGCUUGUAUUGACAGGAUACGGGUUUGAAAAAAAUAUUGACGUCCAAAAUAAUCGCACGAAAAAAACGCUCCCAGUGUGAAAGGCCUUCAAGCUAGAUCAACGGAUUUGAUAAUCAAAAGAAGUAUUGUUUGCCAAUAACUUGUUUUUUUCUUUAAAAUAAGUCUCUGUGCCCUCAAAUUCAGUCUAUUUUUACUUGCUAAUGACUCUGUCAGAUGUAAAAUGCCUACAAUUUAUCAGAUGUGACUGACAAACACAAUUGGCAACCCACACCCCACAUUGUUCUGUAAUACAAACACUAAAGCUCUCCACCCUCACUGGAGCAUCAGAGGAAAAUGCCAACUUUGAUUCUGAUGAAUCCAGAGUAACGGAUGUGUUUUUCCUCUCAGGUAUGGCAGGGGCCAUCUACUAUCUGUCAGAGAUAGCGCAGCCUGAAGCUUGCUGUUUCCCUGCGUUUGAACUCUGACCUGCGAGUUGAUGGGACUGAGGAUGAUGAAGGGGGAGGAUGUGUUUGUGUGGCAGCAUUCAACCUUGGAUUUCAGAAUUAGCCAUAAUACAGAAUGAGUUCAGUGUUUGUGGUUUGUUGUAUAAAUUUUAAAUAUGUACAUAGAGAAGAGGGGGGGUUAUUUUCAGACAAGACAGGCUGAAUGUUGUCAAGCUGGCAAAAAAAAAAAAAAAUUUAAGUCGCUGGUCUGGAAAAACAAGAUGAUGACGAUGGCUGUUACUCCUCUUGAUAAAGGACUCUUCAUCCUGUGGUACAUAUCAGAAAGGAACGAUUUCAUCCUCUCAGUGUGGAACAAAAAAAUACAGUUGACACCCUCAGCCUUAUCGUAGCACCUACGCAAGAAAGAGGGUGUAUGUGUGAUAGUGUGUGGAUGUUUGUGUGUAUGUGUGCAUCUGUAUAAGUGAACUAUACUGUUUUGGUAUUUCUAUGCCUCUGCAUGCUCACUGUAUUGGCUCUCGGUGCCUCAUAUGCUGUCAGUUUAGUGCUUUUUAGGUGUGCUCUUUCAGUUCUUCAAGUAUUCGUCACACGUCGGGGACAGAUUCUCUCAAAGUACCCUUUAUAAGAUCACCAGACUUUUCUCAAGUUAAACAUUGUAUCAAUGUAAGUUUGGUUUAUUUUGUUUUGUUUUUAAUGGAAUGAGCUAAGUUGUUCAUUUUACAAAGAGAUCAUAAAGCUUUUGGAGGCUCAGAGUGUUCAAUUUCUCAUUAAAACUAAUCUUCUUGCUCUUUUUGAUUUAAACAUUUUGCUUUUAGGAGGACCUUGCUGUUUUUGGUAAUGGUUUAAUAAUUAUUAAUAUCAAAACCAACCAGUAUUUCCAUGAACUUAGACAGCCAAUGAAUGCACACAAAUAUCCUGCAGAGGUUUGUUAUGAAUGUCUCCAACAGACACACACAUUUCCUUUUGUGACAUCUCUCUCAUGCAGUGUCUUCUUUGACUGGUCCUUAAGUGUUUGGUGGUAAUUUGUAAUGGAGUGUUUUACAUUGAUCACUGUCUGUGUAUUUGAUUUCUUUGUUUCCCUAUUAAACUCCUGAGCUGCAGCAGUGCAUAGUCG
Messenger RNA from Xyrichtys novacula (pearly razorfish), 48228 nucleotides. Lineage: Eukaryota; Metazoa; Chordata; Actinopteri; Labriformes; Labridae. The record is from the annotation of a GenBank genome assembly.